Pelobates cultripes (western spadefoot toad) is the source of this 60931-nucleotide messenger RNA. Lineage: Eukaryota; Metazoa; Chordata; Amphibia; Anura; Pelobatidae. The record is from the annotation of a GenBank genome assembly.
GGUGUGUUGCUGUUGCAACUCUUUGCAAAAAAAAAAGGUGACAGCUCAGUCUAUCCUCACCCAAUGCAGAGCCUCUCUCACACUCACAAGGGGGAGUUGCAAUAAUCCCAGAGAUCUGCUACCUCUCAAGUGAAUCCAGGAAUUUAUCAAACUGCUCUCUACCCAAUGAGAACAGAGGAGCUAUAGGCAAAGGAACAACUCACAUCAUCACUGCCUCCAAAAACUCAAGACCUGUCCAUUCCAGCAUCAUCCAAAACCUCUGGAUUUAUCCAAUUUCUAUACUCCAGAGACAGAAAUCAGCCAAAUAUUCAAGAAACCUCUUUAUUCCAAAUCACAGGUCAUUUUUAGACACUUUUAAAUUAUUUGUAUAUAUAUAUAUUAUUUUGUGCAACACACAAAACUCCACAGGUGUCACUUUUUAAAAAUAAUUUAAAUCCUAUUGUUCUAUAUUUUUGUUUCUUUUUUUUAACAUAAUUUAUAGCACAUUUAUAUAUAUAAUUUUUCUUUUUCAUUCUAAACUCCACAAUGCAAAGAAGAGAUAUUUUUAUAGUAAUAUAGAGGAACAUAUAAUCCAUUCAAUUGGUAUUUUUAGUAAAGCAACCCAUUAGUAAACUAAUUACUAUUGAUUUUUUUUUUUGGGGGGGGAGGUAAAAAAAAAUCUGAUUGGAAUGAAAAACAAGAAAUAAAACGCUUUAAAAAAGGAAUGUGUUUUGUUUAAAACCAGCUGCUAAAGAUGUUCUUUUCGAGGUUCUUCAGAUGAUCAGCCCAAAUUGUGAAAUCGUUACCUGCAUGAGAGUCUGGAUUCUGCUUGCUGUGUGUUCUCCUUGUUCGGUAAAAACGUUUUUUGGGGAGAUUCUAGAAUGAGUUUAGCUCUGGAUAAAGAAGCGUCUUUCAGGAUCAAUUCCAAACCAUCUCCUUCAGGAUUAAGGCAUUGCCAUAGGACAGUAGCUUCCUCCGAAAGCAUCCAAGCAAAUUCCAGAAUGUGUUUUGCAUAUGUUUUAAUCUUGCUUAUCCUCACUCCAAGAGUUGACUCUUCCUGGUGGUAAGUAAAGAGAUCCUACUUAUCUCUCUCAUUACUUGUCAUAUAUUGAAAUGGAUUAAGGGAACAGAAAGUUUGGACUUGUAAAGAUGUGCAGGUUAAUGCCAUCAAUAUAUCCUACAUGUCUUGAGGGGUUAAAGUUUAAAGCUGGAAGUGUAAUGGAUUUUUAAGCAUCAAUGGAAAGUAUAAGAAAUCUGUUAUUUUAGAAUGGGAAGGAUUGUCUUAUCCACUUGAUCAAUGUACUCGUAUAUAAUCUGUCCUAAGGGGUCCAUUAACAGGAUAGGAUUAGAGGAAUAUCUUAACUAGUGCUCAGGUGUCUGUGUAUGACCCAAUGAUGAACCCACCUGUGCUAAAGUAAGGAUAUCAGCACAUUUUGAUUAGUUGGUGGGUUCUGAGAAUAGAAUUGGAAGUAAGUUUACUACACAAAUCCAAAGCCAACAUGGGGGGUCUUUAUUCAAUAAACAGUUGAUUGAGGUGACAUAACACCACAUUGUUGAAUUAAAAGAAGAAAAAAAAAAAUCUAAAAUUUCAAUUGAAGAUUUUGUUCCCCUUUUUACUAUUUCACCACCUUACAUAUUGACUAUAGUAGUUCAUCACUAAAAUGGGACACAUGAAAAUAUAUUGCUGGUUGGAGCUAUGAAUACCUACCAGUAGAUAUUGAAUAGCAGUGAUGUUCUUUAGUUAUUGGCUAAUGCAGCUGUUUGUUUUAAAGCAGACCUACUGACAUUCUUUAACAAUGUAUGAGUGGUAAUAAGGUAUUUUAGACAUGCAGUAAAGGAGUCAGUGAUACACUGCAAUUUGUAUGUGAAACCCUCUGAUCUGCAUGUGAGAUAAAAGCGAGACAAUAAGAUUGACCCCUUCAGGGCUUAAACAAAUUCCUUAAGUCCAGACAUUAAAAUAUUCCUACUACAUUCUGUGCAUAACUGAUUCUCGUGGUAACUCUUGGUAGAGUUCUGUAUGAUCACAUACCACCAUCCUGUUACUAUUACAUUGUACAAUAGUAUUAUUUGAAGUCAUUGUUAUUCUCCUUUUAAUUUAAAAUAGUACUUUAUGCCCAUGUCUCUAUAUGGAGGUAUAUAUAUAUAUAUAUAUAUAUAUGUAACUGUUAGUGUGAGGGACAGUGUAAUUUUUCAUGUAUGCACACUGUUAGUGUGUGUAAUUUGCAUCAUCUGACUAGUUCUGGAGAAGUAAUGUCAUCUAAAUUGUAUGUCUGCAAGAGAAGGGUGAGUGUACUUGCAAUGUGACUGCUGAGUAUUCAACAUUUUCUGACAUUCAGCAGGAAUAAUGAAUAGAUUGACAUGUUUUUUUAUGUUUUGUUUUUUAAUACUGCUUCCUUAUGUUUAAAGGAACGCUUGAUUAAACAAAGAGGACAGCAUUUAUAUUAUUGAUUACAGAAUAUUACAUUUCAAAUACACACACAGCUACUCAACGUAAACACAUAUUAAUGGCACACUAUCUACAUCCUCAAUUCAGUAAUAUGAUCCCUCUGAACCCAGAAUGUGGGAGGUUUAUUCACUAAACACCGAAUUGUAAUGAUUGAAAACUGACUUACAAUCUUUGAGACAAAAUGAUAGCAAAACUGUUACUAAAGCUGAGUUUGUGAAAUGUUCCAAAUCUUUUUUUCAGCAGUUAGUGAAUUAACCCCUAUGUUCCACUCAUUUAGCAAGAUGUCAAAGCACAAGACCCAAUCAUAUGCAUUGUAAUCCGAUAACGCAAUACCUUGAAAUGCCAUACUGUACACGUUAGUGCAGGGAUUAUUCACUAAACACAAAAUUAUAGUGAAGUUAAAAACAAACAAGAAAAUGUAGAUUAAAAUAGCCAAAUUGUGAGUAUAGCUGAUUUGGAGAGCUGAGCAAUUUUCGGCCUAAUUUCGCAGUCCAGUUAUCAAUACUCCACAAGUCGGUGCUUAGUCAAUACAUUUCUGCAGGUUUCAGUUGUUUAAUAACUAUUUCUUGCUCUAGAAUAGGGUGAUAAGUAGUUUGGUUUUUUUCAAGAAUUUGAUAGGGUAUUUGUUUUUUCCUAAUAUUUCGGGCUUAACCCUGUCAUUUACCUUGUUGGCAGUGAAAGGGUGGAAAUAGAAAGUACACUGAGUAAAACACCUUCAUGUACUAGAAUGUUUUUCUUUAAGCAGAGGAAAGGUUAGACCGCAGAUAUGUGUUCUUCAAAAAACACACUUGAAAGAUUUGCUCGAAAGAAAACAGAAUGUAAGCCAGGACAAAAUAUUACAAGUUAAUUAUUCCAGUAAUUCACAAGUUAGGUUUUCACUACUAUACCUUGCUACAUUGUAAAAACAAAAAUGUGCACAUUAACAAAUUUUGUUCUAUUAGAAUCUGAAUUUGUGUGUGUGUGUGUGUGUGUGUGUGUGUGUAUAUAUGUGUGUGUGUGUGUGUGUGUGUAUAUAUAUAUAUAUAUAUGUGUGUGUGUGUGUGUGUGUGUGUAUAUAUAUGUAUAUGUGUAUGUGUGUUUGUGUGUGUGUGUGUGUGUGUGUGUAUAUAUAAGUAUAUAUAUAUAUAUGUGUGUGUGUGUGUUUGUGUGUGUGUGUGUGUACAUGUGUAUGUGUGCGUGUGUGUGUGUGUGUAUAUGUGAGUGUAUACAUUUAUUAGAAUUUUAGAGUGGAUGUAUCUCUUGCCUCAACCUAGUGAUUGUUCUUUUCUUAUACUCGUGUAACAGCAAUAAGGGGUUAAAAGAAGCAGAAUCACAGGCAUGCAGUGACUGUGGAAGAUGUUCAACAAGUAUUAAAGAUAAUCUGUUAAACAUCUCCACUUCUCCACUGGUGUAAGGUCAGACUCUUUCAGAACUCUGUCAGGACAUAAUAGCACCAUUUUAAAACUAAGAAAGCAUUUGAAGUGCCUAUUUUUUGUAAACAUGCACGUGUCAUUUCUACUUUUAAAAUAUUGUAGCACCGUGUUUAUGUGUCUAAAGAAAAUCUUCAAGGUGUUAUUCACUAUAAUGAGAAUUGUCUGGAAUUCAAAUGUAAGGACAAAAUAGCUAUACUGUAAGCAUAGCUUAGAUCGGCUAUUUCAGCCUAAAAUUUGAAAUUCACUUUGAAUUCUCAGUAAUUCUCACUUUUAGUAAAUAGCCCUGUUGCUAGUCACUCUUUGAAUGUCAGAAUUGCGCAGAUUUUUUUACAUGCCUUGGGCACACGCCUGGCAUUCAAAGGGUUAAAUAUUGUUAUUAUCGUUAACAGCGCAGGUUUAUAGAAAAUAAAAUGACUGCUUACAGCUCCGUUUAAUAUAUAAUCUGACCAGUGUUUAUUUUAAUGAUGUUGUGAUGAAUUUAACAGCGAUUUACGUAGACGCAGCUCUGUGUGUCUAUUCUUUCUAGAGCGAGUGAAUGUAAAUGUUCAGUUGGCAACAUUUCCAGUGAUGCCUCUUCACGAAACCAGGAAUUGUAGAAAAUUCACAGGGGAUUUGCAAAUUUUAAUUCAGCUCCUUUUCCAGGUCUUGAUAUUUUGGCCUGAAAUUGCCUUUGGCCUUUUGUUAGUUACGCACAAUUCACAUUUUCACGAGAAAUGCCAGAUGUCAUUAUAUUGGAGAUAUUUUCCCAACUUUAAAUUUUUCAGGUUGCUUGCCAACACGUCACACCUCUAUUUCACUAUUUAGUGAAUAGACUUUUAAAGGACCCUUAAACACCCUUAAAGGAUCGCAAACGUUAUACUAAGAUAGACUCGCUGGAAUAAUAGCGGAGUUAAGAACAUUUUUCAAUUCUGACACUUUACAUAAUUUGAGCAUCUGUCUUGCCAGCUCAUCACUAUUUAAUACAUAAUCAAUUGUCAUGAGCUUCUGUAAACUUGCACAGCAGAUAUUUCUGUCCUACAUUGCCCAUAAUCCUCAGCCAGUCUUAAGGCCGUUGAGCAUCUUUGUAAAAGUGGUUCAUAAAAAAAAGGUGGAUGUGAGGUUAACUAUUACUUUUCUAAGUGAAUGUCCCAUUUUUAGCCAAACUUCAGACUAUCGAUUAAAUUAUGCUGUGUAUAUAUCUAAUGUUAUACCAGGACAAUAAUUCUAACUUUUAUCUUGCAAAAUAUGUGGCCAUAAAAGACUUUUUAAUAAGCCAAAUUUUACAAAAUAAAAGACAUGAUGAAUGUAUUAUGAGUGGGUUUGUGAGUGGUGUCUUUAAUGACUUUUGUCAUUAAUACUGGAUGAGUGGAAUUGUCUGUACCAGUGGAGAGGUUGAGUUAAUCAAUGCAGAAUGCAUUAUAAAGUAAUUUUGGUCAGUUAUACAAUUCUAUGUGAGCAUAGUGAGACUGUUGUCAUUACAUUUCUGCAUUGUUCUAACUAAUGAAUUUAAUUCCAAUGUGUUCUGUAUCUGGGGUUGAUGAAUGCUUGCAUAAUUGUCAUUAUUAAAAGAUAAAAAUAUAACAGAAAGUUAUGCUUUAAUUACUAAAUCACUAAAUUCACAAUGUGUACAUUUCAAUGCAAAAUGAUAGUUGUUGAGAGUUCAUUGGAUAAUGCACCAACUGAAGUAUCUGUUGUGUUUUAUUCUAUUUAAAAGUUGAUUCAAUCAGAUGCUCUUAUGAUCCAAGAGUUCUAACCACUUGAUGUGCUAUGUAAAUAGUUGUGUUUUUAUAACUUUUGCAGAACAAUUCUAUAGGUGUACAAAUCCAUCCAUUAUGGCAGUGGUUCCAAACUCAUUCUUCAAGGCACACUAGCAUACUAUGUUUUAGGCAUUACCUAAUUCUGUCACGUUACCCAACUGCUUAUGAUGUCAGGUCAACUAAAGGGAUUACCAUGACUCAAAAGGAGCUUUUAUCUUUUGGGUGCUACGUCUCUGGCUAUUUUAAACCAUAUAAUUAUCGUGGUGUUGAGAAUUGCUUUAAGCUUAUUAUAUGAACUGUAGUGAGGGACCUAAUAACGUGAAGAUUGCUACUGUCAGGGUUAUUCACAAAAGUGAGAAUUGUCAUGAAUUCAAAGUGAAUUCAAAAUUUAAGGCCAAAGUAGCCAAACUAAAAGCAUUACUGACUUAGACAACAUCUCCAAUAUGGCUAUGUUUGCCUUAAAUUUGGAAUGAACUUUUAAUUCACUUUGAAUUUCCAACAAGUGUUAGUUUAGUGAAUAACUCUGUGUAUGAUGCAUUUAAAUACUAUCUGCAUGCAAAUAAUACAUUUAAAAAAAAAUUAUUAUAAAAAUUAGUUUCUAUUUUAAAAUAAAGCUACGAUCUGUUUUUACUUAUUUGUUUUGCUAUUUCAAGAAUUCAAGAGAAUUGAUCCCAGAAUGGGACUGUAGAUUUACACCAACUCGGCUACUUGAUCUAGUUUGCUAAUUUUAAACUAAUUUUUCUAAUUCCCUUGUCAGUUUUUUAGUUAGUGAAUAAACGCCUAUAACUGAAGCCAUACUUUAAAACUCAUUUUAUUAGUGAGGCAGUAAAGGCAGUAUUUGCAGUGCUGUAAGAAGAGCUCAGUUUAACUCUAUGUUUCUAUUAAACUAGUGGGAUCAUUGUUGUGAAAACAAAGAGGAUUAUCAGAUAAUGCCAUCUCACAAUAAGCUGAUAUCUAUUAACUCUGCUAAACACUUUUAUUUCUAUCUAAACUUUCACAUGGAGAAUUAUCAAGAAAUUUCAGAAAAACUGAACAGAGCCCAGACCAGUAUUUAAAAAAAUAUUUCAACAUAGACCAAUUGCCCCCCAUUCUACUCAAAUCAGAUAUGAAGGAGCACUGUCAAGCUUGGAUUUAUCUUUACUGGUAAUCCCUAAAUCCUAGACUGCUUGUGGUAUGUAGUGAUCUAAAGGACACCCAAGGGAGCUUUAGCUGAAGCCAAAGUUGAACUAGCCUGUCAGUAUUAUUGUGCUCUGGGCUCUACAACUCAUUGAUGCCUACACAUUUUAUUUGUUCAUGUUGGUGCACUGGUUAGCUUUUUUAAAAGUGGUACAAUAUGUGUCAAACAAUGAUAUUGCUGUUUAGAUCUGGGACAUAUAAACCAAAAUGAAUUAGCAGAGGGACUUUACACAUGGAGUGUUCAGAAAGGUGGGAUCUCUAACUCCAGGUUCUGAGCAAUCACAGAUAAAUAAUUCUAAGAUCACACUGCUCUAUGGGUUUUUUUUAUUCCGUCAAAUCAAUGAUCAUGCAGCAAGUUGAGUUGAGUCAUGGAAUUAUUUAUCUAUGAAUGUUGGUUGCCACUUGUCUGAAAUUUAUAGCAUUAAGCACUGGGGAAAAAAACAAAAAUUCAGCUAUAAUUUGUAUCAACCUUUUUUCAUAAAAUGCUCUGGUUUCUUUGAAAUGUAUGUUAAAGAUUUAGUAAAAUGACACCAUAAUCCAUCUCAGACAAGGCAAAGCCAGGACAAAUGAAGAGGGCGAAAACAGAAAUAUAGUUUAAUUUCUCAUCUCCUUUGUAUGCAUUCUCCAUGCUGACUGCCAGGUACAAAAAACAGAGCUUAUAACAAUGACUGUCAGGGAGCUAAGAUGGCGGCUUCCAGUGGCAGGACAAAGUGGUGGGGAUUUCUACAUUUAUUUUUAUUUUUCAUAACUCAAAAAUACAUAUGUUAAAUAUAAGGAUACGUAAACAAAAUAUUAAAUAUCCUAGGAAGUGAUGAGCGAAUAAUUGGGAUAAUCCUGAAAACCUCUAGAAUGUAAGCUCAUAUGAACAGGCCGUCAUUAAAUUAUUGUCUCUGUUAUCAUUUGUAAUAGUUUGCCUUUAAUGUGCUGCUUUAUAAAGCUGUAAAGUGCUGAAAUUCUGCUGGCACUAUAUAUAGGAUGAUAAUAAUUAUAACCCUUCCAGUUGGUGGUUUCCGAGGAUUACCUGUGAGGAUCCUAGUUGUAAAAAAUUAUAUUAUAAUCACUUAAUAAUGACGAUUAAGCAGACAUUGGUAGAAUAAUAGGAUCAAUAAUCUGAAAGCGAUAUGAAAACAUAAAAGUAUUAAUUUCUUCUUUGAGAGAUAUGUUUAGUAAAAAAUAAUUAUGCUAUUGUAUCCUUUAAUAUAUGUUUGCAAUUAAACUGUAAGAAUGUUAAUGUUUAUCAUUAACAUUCCAUAUAACUCCUGUCUAUAUAAGAGUUAACUCCUUCCAUCCCACCAAUGUGUAUAUACAUACUAACUUUCAUUUUGCAUUGUAUAGUUAUGCAAAAUUAUAUUGAGCCCAUGAAGCCAAACCAGAGACAAAUUAAGGUUGCCCAGGACCCUAGACAGGAUGACAGAUUUGGGCCCUUUCCCAGAGCCCAGGGUCAUGCAUGUGACCCGGCUGAAUCCAGUGCCCCAUUAUGGGAGGGACCCACUACAAUAGCCUUCUCCCCCACAUGUAUCACUGUGCUCUUAUUCCCCCUUCACAUACACUCUGCUACCACACUUUACAAUUCCCAUAUCCACAUCCUUCAAUGUCCAUAUCCACUUUCCCAUACUUUACAAUCCCCCUUUGCAAAUGUUUCAAUACCCAUAUUCCCCCCCUUCCUAUAUUUCACAAUCCGUAUAACCCCUUCCCACACAUCCCAAUACACAUACCUCCUUCUAAAUUUUUACAAUACCCACAUCCCUUUGCACACUUCUUAAUAAUCAUAUCACCCAUGCACACUACACAAUGCUCAAAUAAUUCCCCCCCAGUAUUUAUCCUUUCAUUUCCUUUCCGUUUAUGAGUCUCCUCUUACCUACCUUGGCUCCAGAAAAAUUGCCAAGUGGUAUGGGAGUCAGAGUCCAAGGAAUGAUUUUGUUCAGGACUCGGUCAGGGGUCACGUACUGUGUGUAGUGGGUGGAAAUAUUAUGUAAAGUCAUACCCCGCUCCAUAUAGGCACUCGCAGCCAAACUUACCAUCCAUUUUUGAUUCUCCACUGCUUUUAAGCCUGCAGAGAAACCAAAGGCUCCAUUCUCUAUUUUUGCAUCUCUGCAAAGGCUUUGUAAAUUGUGACCCACUCCCUCCUCCAACGCUACAGAACAACUUUUUCAUUGCUUCAUCUUGGCAUUCAGGGGGAUUGUUUGCAGCCUGCAAUAGAAGUUUGGCAUACCUUGUAUAGUACAGAAAAUCUUUGUUACUGUACUUACUUAUGCGACUAUUGUGCAGAGACUAUUUUUACCUCCUGGUACAAUUUUUAGGAAGCAUUAUUCCCAGAUAUACAAUCAGUCUCCUUACAAGUAUACAUUGCCAGGAUACUAUAUUUGUAGUAUAUUCUGGAUCUUUUGGUUUUACUAUACAUUUCAAAGUGGAUUAUUUUAUCUAAUCUGCUAGGUUUAGCCCCUCUGUGUAUAUAUUAUUAAGCACCAGAACUUCCUAUUUGUACUUUAUAACCGGGGUAAGUAUUACAUGUUAUUCAUUAUUUAUGAAAUGAGAAUAAAAAAUAUAUAUUUCUCAUACCUUAUGUAAUAUUUGGCAAUAUAAGGCAUACUAUGCAAUCAUAUAAAACAUGUAAAUAAUGAACAAAUAAAUUAAAUUUAACAUUGUUUGAUUUCAUUUUUACAUACCAUUGAACAGCACUUUGUAAAUAAUUUGUCGUAUCCUGUGUUUUAGCAUUCCAUUUUCAAAUAAACGCUGUGCUAUUUAUUUUUUAACAAAAAUAACUUGGUAGUGAAAUGGUUAACAGAAGGAGCCUGUGAGAAGGAAUUAAUCACAAUUCCAUCAAAUAUGAUCAUGGUAUUUUAUAACACAAUUUCUGAAAAUGUUAGUACCAUGAACUUGUGUCUGUAGAAGUGUGGUUUCUAAAGAUAAACAAUAAAAUAUAGAAACAUGCAAUAUACCACUUCCACAAUUGUUGGGAACUAUAAUUUGUAGUGUCAGCCAUUCAACCUGCACUUCCUAGCACAGUUAAAGUAAGGGGUAUACUCAAUAAAUGGCACAUUUAUCUGGAAUGCAGCACUGUACUUUUUAGAUUAAAGGCUACUGCAAAUCGUAGAAGGCAGAGAAGGUAAGGCAUUUGUUGUCCCCUUUUCUUUAUAAAGAGGAGCCGAAUAUAGUCCUGAUGUAAAAAUUGGUUUCUCGGCCAGUUGAAAAAGAGUAAGACAGAAGCAGCAUUAAUAUUAUUAUCAGCUCAAGAGUAAAAACUGUUAUGUGAUUCACUAACAGGUGUAUUCACAAAAGUGAGAAUUCAAACCGAAUUUCAAAGUUAAAGGGGCACUAUGGUGUCAGGGACACACACAUGUAUUCUAGACACUAUAGUUCUAAUUUCAAUUUCUAGCACCUCAGCCCCCUCUCAGAAAAGUAAAAGGGUUAAAACUCUCCUCGUGUCUGGCCCCAUCAUGGAUCUGCCUCCUUGGCUGACAUUGAAUCAAUGCAUCUCCAUGGUGCAAGUUCAGUGUCUCCAUGCAGAGCACUGUGCAACACUGCCCCAGGAAGUACCUCUAGUGGACGUCUGAGGAGUGGCCACUAGAGGUGUACCUAGGCUGUAAUGUAAACACUGUCGUUUCUCUAAAUGAUUAUACUCACCAGAACAAAAACAUUAAGCUGUGGUUGUUCUGGGGACUAUAGUGUACCUUUAAGGUCAAAAUAGCCUAACUGGAAAAUUCUCUAAAUCAGCUAUGCUUUCUAUUCGGCUACUCUUGCCUUAAAUUUUAAAUUCAUUUUUAAUUUACUAAGAAUUCACACUUUAGAGAAGAAAAUGCAGGACUUGGUUUGAUAUUCCAGCACUAUAAUGCAUAAUAUUGAUGUGUGAGUUUUCAUUAGUCACUCUGCUUACUAUAUUUACUUUAUAAUUGUCAGCACUCAGAAACACAGUUACUCUUGAGUAACAUCAAGACUUUAUUGAUUUUAUUAAUUUUUUCCUAAACUCCUAAAAUAUAAGCAAAUCUUUCAAGCAAUAUUAGCAAAUCUUUCAAUCUUUUUUUUUUUUUCAAAUUGUAAUGUUUUAUUUAUAAAAACGUGUUUUAUUUCUGAUUUGUGUAAUAUCUAGAUUUAAAACAUGUGCUGCUUUUAUUCCAUUAAUUCUGUCUAAAAUACUUUGGCAUUAUCCAUUUUAUCAGCAUUUUUUUUUUUUUAAAUGGUUACUUUAAACACCAUGACCUCUUCAGUAAUUCAAAGUGGUCUUAGUGCUUACGGUCUUUAUGCUCAGAGUUUCCGUUUGGAACACUGCAUAUGGAAAGUUAAAGUCCUUUGCUGCCAGGGCGGUAACUCCACCUCUGGCAGUGUCAUUUGCCAGCUUGCAAUGUGAUUUCUGCCUAAUGUUAAAUCUGUGCAUAUUUAGCGUCUGUCGUCAGCAUGCAUAACAAGAUAUUAACAGAUGACCUAUGGUGGCUCUAUCCACCUCUCCAUGCUGUCCAAGUCAGCCCUUUCUCUCUGAUAUCCCUCCCCUUGCAGUAAUAGGGAGUGAUGUAAUCUGAUGAGAAUUAGAAUGUCAGGAAAACUUGGCCUCAGCAUGGGAUUACAGGAAAGUUUAAAAAAAAAAAAAAGAUUUCUACAUUAUUUUUUCUUUUAAACAGGGAGUGCAUGCCAGAAAGGAUUACUCUAAACAAAGACAAAGUAUUAAAACACUGUUUUCGGUUGGACAAUCCUUUAAUUUAAGUUCAAUAAAAUAUGUAAAGUAAUCUUCUAAAUAAUCAUAUAAAUAUAAAUUUUAAACAUUUAACAUGGUGACUUACAAAUUAAAAUAUAUCAUAAACUAUCAAAACAUGUUUAAACAAACAAAAAAGUGGGACAAAAUGGCCAUGCUCUAUCUGUAACUCUCUAAUCUGGCAGAAGGCAUCUGGCAGAGCUUGUCCAUGCUCUAGUAAUUUCCCACAUGGAUUACUGUAACCCUCUCCUGAUUGGUCUCCCCAAAAGCCGUAUUGCCCCGCUACAGUCUGUAAUGAAUGCUGCAGCUAGACUGAUUUUCCUCUCUAGUCGGUCCUCUCACACAUCACCCCUCUGCCAGUCCUUACAUUGGCUCCCUGUAUCCUAUAGGAGUCAAUUCAAAGUACUAACCCAUACAUUUAAAGCACUGAACAAUUCUAGCCCCUCUUAUAUCUCCUCAAUGAUCCAUAGGUAUGCCCCUCCUCGUUCCCUCUGCUCUGCCCGAGACCACCUCCUGACCGCUGCUUGCACCCAUACAGCCAAUUCGCGCUUGCAGGACCUCUCACGGGUGGCUCCUUUCCUAUGGAAUAGCCUGCCUACCACCAUCAGAAUCUCCCCUAGUCUUCAAUCAUUUAAGAAGUGCCUUAAAACCCAUCUCUUCUGGAAAGCUUAUGGCCUCCCAGAGUAACCUCUACCUUACAUACCUGUCUCUUGCUCUCUCCUAUAGGGCAGCACUGUACCCCCUCCUCCAGCUCUGCUUCACUCCCACCCUAUUUGAUAUUUCCUGUCCUAAUGUGUCUUAUACCCCACCUCCUAUAGACUGUAAGCUCGUUUGAGCAGGGUCCUCUUCAACCUAUCGUUCCUGUAAGUUUUCUUGUAAUUAUCCUAUUUAUAGUUAAAUUCCCCCUCUCAUAAUAUUGUAAAGCGCUACGGAAUCUGUUGGCGCUAUAUAAAUGGCAAUAAUAAUAAUAAUAAUAAUAAUAAUAAUAUAAGCCUUCGGAAUCACAUGAACUGAUACUGUUAUUAUGGUUUGGGGAUGUUUCCAGAGGUAUCCCCAAAACAUUUACAUCACUGCUUUUCAUGAGAAGGAACUGUGGACAGUGUUAAGUGCAAACGGGUUCGUCUUGAGCUCCAAAAAUCACGAACCAUAGCAGGAAACAAAAUAAUUAGUUGUGGUUGAACGUGCUUAAAAAGUUAAAAUCUAAAAAGCAACACUGUACUUUACUAGAAACAUAUUUUUGGUUGGUUUGAAUGAGGAUGGAAGCAAUUUGUAGAAUAAUUCCCCUUUAAUGUAUUGUUAUUGUAUAAGGAGCUUUAUUAUUAGUAAAUCUAAUGACUGAUGGAAUUGAUAUUUCAGAAAAAGAGACAAAGGCUUAAAUUUGAGACAAGCGUGGGAGGAAGGCAAUGUUAUAAAGAAAACUCAAAUUUGAUAUAUAGUACAGCAGAAAAAAAGGAAACUGAAUUAUAUCAAGAAUGAGGAUGUAUACAGGAACAGGAGAGCUUGUUUGCUUGAUGAAUUCCUCCCAAUGAGUCAUUAUCUAAUGAUAUUUAAAGCAGUUUCUCUAUCUAAAUUCCAGCACUAAACCAUUCAGAUCAUUCAGUACUGAGUCACUGGAGGAGAUUCUUUAAGCUACUAAAUUGGCUGUUUUGACUUUAAAAGGACACUGGCGUAAAUAGAGUUCAUUUUUUUCCCCUUCUUUUUCAUAACAAAAGUUCUAAUCUUUGGUCCUCUGUGUCUACAAACUGGCCAAAUACUUUAAAAUAUCACCAGUUGAGCGCAGCCGGAUUAAUUGCUAAAUGCUGUUCUACAUAAUCCAGCCAGUGAUAAUCUUCGCAUCCAAAACUUUCAAUUCAAAGGUUAUAAGGAAAGAACUGUAACUACAUGACUAAAAAUGUGUCGGAAUAAUUUGAUUAUAGCAAAGGUUACUCUAUUGAUAUUAAACAUCCACUAUAGAAUAUCUGGCUGAUAUACUUUCACACCUUGUAAGAAUCAAACUUUUUUCAAAGAGCAGGAGAUGUUUUUAAGUCCUAUGCUGUAUAGUGAAUUCAUGAGGCAUUAUAAAACAAAACGCGUGGUAUCAAUGACACUGUGCUUUGCGGAGCCUCUACUCUUAAGAUGAACCCAGGACAGACAUGUCCCAGCCUGCCCAAGAAUAGUAGGAGUUACACUCCAGACAGCAGCUAUUUAUAGCUGUUAUCAUAAAUUUAGUCCUGAUUUACCAGAAUAUGAGCUGAUGGCAACAGAGAAAAGCAAGCAAAAGAGUUGCAUUAAAGAGUCACUCCAAGCACCAUAACUAGUACAGCCUGCUUUAAUGGUUGUGGUUCAAGAAAUGCCAUUUUUAGCAUGGUUUGACUACUUACCCAUGUUCCACUGCACUUCUGUGCCAUAUCUGUUCUAUCCAUUCUUCUCUAAACUUGAUGUCACUUUAGAACAAAGCAGGACCAAUGCAGGACCGCAAUUAUUGCUGACAGAGUUCAAGUGAUGCUCUAACCCAAUAAUUGUUGCCCUAAUUUGCUCUAAAGUGACUUCUGAUUUAUUCUAAAGUGGGAAAGCAGUGAAUUUGCUGAGAUCAUCAAGGUUCAUGAUCUCUGUAAUAGAGGCUGGGCCAGCUGCGGCACAAUGGAGAAAAGCAAGUAAAUACCCUUUAUCUCCAAUCUGAGGGAGGCAGGGAGCAAAAUAUCUAUUCCAGCACUAAAGCAUUUUAUAUAUAUAUAUAUAUUUGUAUUCCAAACACUAUUGUGUUCCUUUACAAUUAUGGCUACAAUCAGUAAAUACAAUACAGUAUAUCAGUGGGAGUUUUGCUCUAAGGUGGCUGCUGCUUUUACUGCUGCCACCAUUAAUUCAGCUGAAAUGGCUACAGCUGCUAUCUGGGAGAGGAAAUCCCUCUAAUCUCUGGCAGGUUGGGAUGUGUAUGUCCAGGCGCUCACUAAGAUUAGGGAGUCUAUAUUGUAAAGAGACAGCCAAACAGGCCUUUACAGAAAUAAUGAACGUGCAAAAUCACCAUCUCUGCAGUAGUGACUUAUACUUUACAAUUUGUUAAAGGGACACUAUAGUCACCUGAACAACUUUAGCUUAAUGAAACAGUUUUGGUGUAUAGAACAUGCCCCUGCAGCCUCACUGCUCAAUCCUCUGCCAUUUAGGAGUUAAAUCCCUUUGUUUAUGAACCCUAGUCACACCUCCCUGCAUGUGACUUGCACAGCCUUCCAUAAACACUUCCUGUAAAGAGAGCCCUAUUUAGGCUUUCUUUAUUGCAAGUUCUGUUCAAUUAAGAUUUUCUUAUCCCCUGCUAUGUUAAUAGCUUGCUGGACCAUGCAAGAGCCUCCUGUAUGUGAUUAAAGUUCAAUUUAGAGAUUGAGAUACAAAUAUUUAAGGUAAAUUACAUCUGUUUGAAAGUGAAACCAGUUUUUUUCCCAUGCAGACUCUGUCAAUCAUAGCCAGGGGAGGUGUGGCUAGGGCUGCAUAAACAGAAACAAAGUGAUUUAACUCCUAAAUGACAGUGGAUUGCGCAGUGGAAUUGCAGGGGAAUGAUCUAUACACUAAAACUGCUUUAUUUAGCUAAAGUAAUUUAGGUGACUAUAGUGUUCCUUUAAUAAAACAGCUGAUUAUAAUGCAGAUUGUUGUGUAUAUGGAUGCAUUAAAGGGGAAUAUUAUGUUUAAUUAUGAUACACUGAUCAGCCACAACAUUAAAAGCACUUGCCUAAUAUCAUGUAGGUCCCCCUUGUGCUGCUAAAACACAUUCUGAUGUGUUGAGGCAUGAGCUCUACAAGACCUCUGAGCAUGCCCUGUGGUAUCUGCCACCAAGACAUUAGCAGCAGGUCUUUUAAGUCCUGCAAGUUGCAACAUGGGGAGUCCAUGUUUCGAAUUUGUUGUUCCAGCACAUCCCACAGAUGUUCAAUCAGAUUGAGAUCUGGGGAAUUUUGGAGGCCAAGGCAACACCUUGAACUCUUUGUCAUGUUUCCCAAACCAUUCCUGAAUAAUUUUUGCAGUGUGGCAUUAUCCUGAUGAAAGAGGCCACUGUCAUCAGGGACCGUCAUUGCCAUGAAGGGGGGGUUACAUGGUCUGCAAUCUCGAGGUAGGUGGUACAUGUAUAGAAAAAGAAUGUGCAACCUCCAAUGGCGCUAAUGAGGUGCCGCCAAUCCCUCUAGGGGAAUUAAUCACCCAAUUCCACCAAAUCAGUAUAAAUACAAAGAAAAACACAAAACAGUGGGGGGCACACUUUACAUGCAAUCUUACAAAAGUGCAAGUGCAAAAUAUACAUGUGAUAUAAUAAAGGUGCUUAUACCCUAAUUAGGUUUGGUUCCACAAGUGGAUUUUUUUUGAGCCUGUAUGAACUGGCUCAGGUAAAACAGCUUGUGGACUGGUGAUGGUAUUUUCAAAUUGAAGAUCUGGCAGGUAAAUAGAAGUACAAUGUUUUUAGCCAAACGUCCUUUUUAAACACAAUGUGUUUCGACCUAUUUACAGGUCUUCCUCAGGUGUAGUUUAUGUCUGAACAGUGGUGUAUCCUGGUUUUGUGCUGCCCUAGGCAGGACAAAACUCAGGCGCCCCCCUCCCCCCCGCGCCACCCCCACCCAACCCUUCCCCCCGCCCCACCUUCUAAAUACACACACACACAGUCAGACACAUACACACACACACACAGUCAGACACAUACACACACACACACAGUCAGACACAUAUACAAACACACACAGUUGGGAUACAUACAGAUAGUUUAUACACAUUAUUACAUAGCUGGUCAAUACGACAUGCCUGUGAGCAAAAACAACACACAUUGAAUAGUCAGACACAUUAAGUCAGAUAGAUACAACAUAUUACAGAGACACACAAAGUCAUAUACACACACACACAAAUAUACAUAUUACACACAUAAAGUUAGACACAUAUUGGUUACAGACACAAAUACACACACAGACACAUUUUCACAGUCACAUAUGACAAUAAUACACACAGUCAGACACAUACACAGACACAAACACAGACACAAACACACACAGUCAGACACAAACACACACACAGUCAGACACAGACACAAACACACAAACACACACAGUCAGACACAAACACACACACACAUUAACUUUUUUUUUUAAUUUAAAUCCCCCCCCAACCUCCUUACCUUUGGGAGUGCUGGGGGGGUCUCUCUCCCUGGUGGUCCAGUGGCUGCAGGGCGGGCGGGCGGCCGGCGAGGGAGCACUUCCCAUGAGCUGACUGCUCAGCUCCCUCGCGCGUCGGCUGCAGAGUGAGGCUGGGAACCGGAAGAUGACGUCAUCUUCCGGCUCCCAGCCUCACUUUGCGGUGCGCGAGGGAGCUGAGCAGUCAGCUCAUGGGAAGUGCUCCCUCGCCGGCCGCCCGGGAUGUCAGUUAGCCGCAAGGCUAACAAGGCAUCUGCCCUGGGCAUUUGGGGGGCGGCGUUUUUUGCCGCCCCCUGAAAAAUGCCGCCCAAGGCAAAUGCCUUGUUUGCCUCGCGGCUAAUACGUCCCUGUGUCUGAAUAAACUGUUCCAAGUUUAUAUACCCUUCUUAAUUACACCGGAAUUCAACACACAUGAAAAGGAGCCCUCCCCUCUUUUCCAUAUAUUAUCCGUGCAGGAUGUACACCACCAUCCAACCAUAGUGCAUCGUACAUGUACAUGAUAACAUCAUAGGCGUGCACAGCCUAUUGCAUUAGGGUGUGCACCCUAAAGCACAAGCACACGCCGCGUAUAUGUAUGUAUGUGUAUAUAUAUAUAUAUAUAUAUAUAUAUAUAUACACACUGCUGUGUGUGUGUGUGCUGUUUGAGGGUGCUGGUAGUGUGCUAUGUGGGUGUUUGUGUGUGUGUGCGCUUGUGAGGGUGCUGUUACUGUACUGUGUGUGAAGGUGCUGUUUGUGUGUGAGGGUACUGGUAGUGUGCUGUGUGUUUGUUAGGGUCCUGUUAGUGUGCUGUGUAAGGUUGCUGUUUGUGAGGGUACUGUUAGUGUGCUGUGUGUGUGUGAGGGUGCUGUAUGUGUUUGUGUGCUGUAUGUGUGUGGGUGCUGUAUGUGUGUGGGUACCGGAUGUGUGUGGGUGCCGGAUGUGUGUGUGUGGGUGCUGUGUGUGUGAGUGCUGUGUGUGUGUGGGUGAUGUGUGUUCUGUUUGUGUUGUGUAUGUGUGUGGGUGAUGUGAUGUUUCUUUGCUGUAUGUGUGUGGGUGCUGUGUGUGUGUUCUGUAUGUGUGUGGGUGCUGUGUAUGUGUGCUGUUUGUGUGCUGCAUGUGUGUGUGUGUGCAUGUGUGUGUGUGCUGUUUGUGUGCUGUAUGUGUGUGUGCUGUAUGUGUGUGUGUGCUGUAUGUUUGUGUGCUGUAUGUGUGUGUGUGCUGUGUGUGUGUGUAUGUAUGCUUUAUGUGUGUGUGUGUGCUGUAUGUGUGCUGUAUGUGUGUGCUGUGUGUGCUGUAUGUGUGUGCUGUGUGUGUGUGUGUGUGUGUGUGUGUGUGUGUGUGUGUGUGUGUGCUGUAUGUGUGUGUGUGUGUGUGUGUGUGUGUGUGUGUGUGCUGUUUGGGUGAUGUGGGGGUGGAGGUGGGGGCAGAUUAAAGAUCCUCCCUCCCUUCCUACCUUAUGUAGGGAGGGGGGACCGUGCUGCUGCCUUCCCUGGUGGUCCAGUGGAGGUGGGGGCAGAUUGCCAGGGAGGGGGGAUCCUUUCUGCCUUCCCUGGUGGUCCUAGUAGAGAGAGUGAACUCUAGCCUGCGGGGCUAGAGUUCACUCUCGCGAGAUCUGAGUGUUGCCGCGGUAACAGCGGCAAUGCUCAGAUUUCGCGAGAGGAACCCGGCCGAGCUGCUGGCAAGAGCUCCCCGGGUCCUCUCCUGCCACCCUCCUUGCCUGUGGGCCGGUGGGGAGGGAGGCUGAGCCUGAGAUCUCCCCUGCCGGUCUCAAUACAUAGGCGUGCCGCGGGGAUUAGGGUGUGCCCAGGCACACCCGGCACACACCGUGCGCACGCCCGCACAUGAUGCCAGGACCCAAGGUUUCCCAGCAGAACAUUGCCCAGAGCAUAACACUGUCUCUGCCAGCCUGCCUUCUUACCAUAGGGAAUCCAGCGUCCAUCGCCUCUCCAGGUAAAUGACGCGCAUACACCCGUCAAUCCACCUGAUCUAAAAGAACACUUGAUUCAACAGACCAUCAGGCAAGCAUGCUUCGUUGCUCCAUGUUCCAGUUCUGAUGCUCACAUCCCCAUUAUAGACGCUUUUGGUGAUGGACAUGGGUAAUUAUGGGCAAUGCACUGUGUUUUCUAACCUUUCUAUCAUGGCAGCAUUACGUUUUCUGCAAUUUGAGCUACAUUAACUCUUCUGUGUGAUUGAACCAUAUUGGCUUGCAUUCGCUCCCUAAGUGCAUCAGUGAAUGUUGGACACCCAUAACGCUUACGCUGGUUCAUCGGAUGUCCUUUUUUGCACCACUUUUGGUAUGUACUAACCACUGUAUACCAGGAACACCCCACAAGACUUGCCAUUUUGGAGGUGCUCUGACCCAAUUGUCUAACCAUCACUAUUUGGCCCUUGUCAAAGUCACAUAGACCUUUUCUCUUGCCCAUUUUUCCUUCUUGCUGCCUAAUAUAUGCCAUUGUAACCAUAUGCUCAAUGUUAUUCACUUCACCUCUAAGUGGUUUUAUUGUCCUGGCUAAUCAGUGUAUAUUUAACAAAUAUGUAUUUGUGAAGAGUGAAAAAUCUAAUUAAAUGUAGAAAUUCACACCUCUUUAUCCUGCAACUGGGUGCCUCCAUCUUCGCCCCCUGUCAAUCAUAGUUUUUUUCUUGUUUUUUUGGUUUUAAUUCUUUACUUUUGUUGUGCAAAUAGUAACAUACACGCUUGUUGCGCCACAACUGCAGGACAAGCGAGGAAAUAAUAGGCAGUAUAAGAUUAUAACAUGGCAUGCAGAGCAAUUGCAUACAUUUUAUAGUUAUGGUGUUCUAGCAGGUAAGCUGAGUACCGUAAAUUAAGUGUAUAACAAGCCUAACAAACACGUCAGAGAGUAUUAAACGCAUAGUAGACUAUUCAGAUAGUUAUGUCAAUAAUAAAAAACAAUUGAGUAGACAUGACUUAAUUCUGUAUCUGUCUAGCAUAUACAUCACUAUGGACUACUCCUGGGAUUAAAAUAAACUAAAACUUUAACUGUUCAGGCGCUCAUGUUUCAGGUAAUAAUACAAGAAAAGUAAAUGAGUAAAAACAUUAUGCUAGGCGUAGUUGACCAGAGGGUUGUUUCACUGCAGCAUCAUUGGGAAUUAAUUGCUAUCUAUGUGUAGAGUACAAAAGAAUAAGUCUGUAUGAAUCAAACUGGGCUAGUAUUUUCCUGUGUAGAUAUAAGGGCAAAGAUUAGCUCAGAGAGGGCCCUCUAAUCAUGACAGAGUAGGGUGAUGUAUAAAAUUAAAGAAGGCAUAUCAUAAGCAUGAGUAAUGAAAAUAAUACAAUUAAUAAAACCACUGGAGACUCAGUAGGUAAGCCCCGCAGUCCUCUGGGCAUAGUGCUUUGAGAUUGCCGUCAAUGGCAUGUUUACAAGCCCCUCCGGUAUGCAAGCUACGGCACACUCCCGCCACUGACUCAUUUGCAGGAAGCGAUGCCAGGGUUCCGGCAAGUUGGAGAGUCUGGUGAGUACCACUCUGUCAGCCCUAGGCCCUGUUUGAGCCCUCAUUCUGUGCCCACGGUAACAGCUCCACUAGUGGCCAGCAACAGAGAUCCUGGUUGGGGUGAUUCGCCCAGACAUUGGGCUGCAUGUGAGGAACAUCCUCGCAGGGCUCAAUGCCCAGGAAGGCGGCAAUGGGGACCGGACCCGAUCGCCUGGCACAAAGGCUCGGGCACCCAAUUCCUCUACUGGUUGCUGGUGUGGCAAGACAGGCCAGGGGUGGGUGCAUCAGCCAGCUCAUAGUAGUGAUGUGGUUUCUGUCUGCUGGUAGUCAGCUUUUCCAGUACAGACCGUAAGGCAGCCAUUUUGUCUGGAAAGCGCGGGUGUCUGAAAGCAGGAUAGGUCAGUAGGAUCUGUUCCUGAUGGUGUUGGAUCCCUCCAGUGGGGACCCCCCACCGGUCAAUGGAGGCAGGGAACAGGGCUUGUGAGGAGUGUCACAGGGCUUCCAUGCGGCUGCUAGGUUUAUGAACAGGGCGACAGCCGUCCACUCUGCUCCUCUCCCAUGUAGGCCGCAGGAUCCAAAGUUUCAUAUAGCCCUCAGGGUCCUCAAAACUCCCGAUCUUGGGGUCUGCAGUAGUGCCAACAGCUCCCUGCUCACUUCGCUGUACUUCUAGGCUGAAAUGAGAGCAGUGUGCCAUAGUUUUUAGCCGAAAUGGACAGAUUUUGCAGAAGCCUCUCCCGCAUGCGACCAGUCAGCAUGACAGUCAGGCCCUCCCCCGUCAAUUAUUAUUAUAAGAUUUGCCCUUUGCAUCUGACAGCUAUCAUAGGAUUAUACAGAGAAGAGAUGAAAUUAAACAAUGCUUCUGUUUCUCCUCUGCAAGGAUUAAUUUGAUUUUAUCUUGUCUUGAAAAAAUGUUAACACAAGCUAUAGGUGAUUUUCAAUGUUUUUUUCAAUGGUGUAAAUUCGAAAGAAGCGACAGGGUCCCUUUAAGAUUGAAAAUGUAUGUCCCAUAAACAUUUUGCCAUGAAUACAUAUAUUUUCUAGUGUAAGUAAAAAUCUGUACCUUCCUGGAAUAACACUCAUACACAAAGUAAGAUUUUCCUGAUGUAAAUAAAUCCUGACACUACUGCACCCAAACCAGUUUGAUGUCUGUUAAAACCUAAGUAGCAUCAUACUCCGUUUGUUUUUAGAUGGUAUGAUAAAAAUUGCUAAUUUUAUGGGUUCAGUUCUCAAGAGUAGCUUAUUCAUAUAAGAACCGUUUAUGAUAUUUUCUCUGCCCUCUGCUCUACAUAUUGCUGCAUUCUCUUUGCUCACAUGGCUGUCUCACAUACAUUUCCCCUUUUGGUGCCGAAUGCUUUCUUUGUCUCCAAGUGUUUGGUUCCCCAUUCCGUUAAAUCUGCACCAUUUCACAUUCAUGGCAUGAGUAGAAACAAUUGUUUUCUUUAAUAUAGUUUGUUAAUUAUGGGCAUAGUUGGUUAAUUCUGGAUUAAGCUGACAUUAUAAUAAAUUAACCUUACUGCCUACAUGUGACCAUUAACAGGUUAAAGGGAAAUCGUCACUUCACAGUAAUUUACUUAAUGUAAAAUACAUUAAAAAUCAACUAUAACUUGUGUUAGCUUUUUUGUGAUGUCACUUUUCUGUGAUGUCACCAAUUAAUUUAAACAUGUGCCUUAAAGGGACACUGUAGGCACCCAGACUACUUCAGCUCAUGGGAGUUUGCAUCCAGAAGUAGUCUGGGUGCAAACUCCCAUCACCCUUAACUCUGAGCAUGUAAUUAUUGCAGUUUUUAUAAACUGCAGUAAUUAUCUGCUAGGGUUAACUCUUCCUCUAGUUGCUGUCUACCAGGGAGCCACAAGAGGGACUUCCAGGUUCUUAGACGACUUUUGGUCGUCUAAAUGACACUGGACAUCCUAACGCUAUGCAAGAGGACUUCCAGCGUCACCGGACUCCCCAUAGGAAAGCAUUAAAUAAUGCUUUCCUAUGGGGAGAUCCUAAUGCGAGCGCGGCCAUUGCCUUGCAUACGCAUUAGGUCUCCCCUGCCGGCGGACGUUGGCGGGGGGAGGAGCGUGGGCGGCAGGGCCGGACUGGGGAUACGAAGCAGCCCUGGAAAAAAAUCUAUGCCAGCCCCAUAAUUCAUUGUGCUAUGUAGAAUAUAUAUAUAUAUAUAUAUAUAUAUAUAUAUAUAAAAUUGAAAUAGUUGGCUGCACUCUCGGAUUUCCUUAAAAUGUAAUUUUUAUUGAAAUAUUUAAGAGAAGAUCACUGUUUCAGUCCCUCUUGUGGACUUUCAUCAUGAUCCUGAUGCAAGUCCACAAGAGGGACUGAAACGUUGAUCUUCUCAAAUAUUUCAAUAAAAGUUACAUUUUAAGGAAAUCCAAGCGUGCAGCCAACUAUUUCAAUUGCCUAUAUAUAUAUAUACUGGAUACUGGAGCCCUGGUGAUGCAACAGUAUAUAUAUAUAUAUAUGUAUAUAUAUAUAUAAUUUAUUUAUUUUUUAUUGAUACAUUUCUUCUUCUUCAAAAUAUUAGUUCUUUUAGGGUAAUUAAAUUAUAUAGUAACGCAUACUCACACACAGACAAUCUUACUGAUGCACACAAAUAGGCUCAUUGACAGACAAUCUCAAUGACACACACAGACAAGGUUACUGGCACACACACAAAUUUAGUACAGACAAACUCUGAUACACACACAAGCUUACUACAGACAAGCUGUCACACACACGCUCACUACAGACACGCUCACUGAUGCGCACACACUCUCCCUACAGACAAGCCCAUUGACACACACAUGCUCCCUACAGAAGAGCUCAUUAACACACAGAUUCACUACAGACAUGCUCACUGACACACACAUAUGGUCACUACAGACAAGCUCACGAUCACACUCAUGCUUACUACAGACAAGCUCACUGUACACACAUACUCACCACAGACAGGCUCCGACUCACCCAUGCUCCUUACAGACAAGCUCAUUAACACACACACACAUAUUAUCCCUACAGACAAGCUCACUCACUAGCAGGCACACACACAAACUCACUAGCAGGUACAGACACACAGAGGCUCCCUCACUAGCAGAUGUGCAUGCACACACACACACACACAGAGGCAGACAGUCACUGACAACGAGGAAAACAUCCACACAUACAAAGACAGGCAGACAGCCACACACACACAGGCAGACUGUCAAACACACAGGCAGACAGCCACAUACACAGGCAGACAGCCACACACACACAGGCAGUCACACACACACAGGCAGUCAGACACACACACACAGGCAGUCAGACGCAGACAGUCACUCACACGCAGGCAGUCACUCACACACACAGGCAGACAGACACACACAGUCACACGCACACAGUCACACACACACAGUCAUACACAGGCAGUCACACACACAAACAGACACACAGUCACACACACACAGACACACAUGCACAGUCACACAGUCACAGACAGUCACACACAGACACACUGGCCUCGCCUCCCCCUAAUACACUGCUGACCCUCCCCACACAUACCCCUCCCCUCCCCAAUACAUUACUGACCCCCCCUCCCCCAAUACAUUACUGACCCCCCCUCCCCUAAUACAUUGACCCUCCCCAAUACAUUACUGCCCCCCCUUCUCUCCCCAAUACAUUACUGACCCUCCCCCAAUACAAUAGAUCCCCUCAAGCCCCUUUAUUCUUACCUUUCCAACAGCUCAAUGUUGCAGGAGGGAAGAGAGGCCGCAAUCUAAUCGGAGUAGGUACGGCCGCCGCGCAGCCGCCGGAUGUGACGUCAUGUCGUCAUUUGCCGCUCACAUCUGGCGGUUGAUGGCUAACAGGAAGUAUCUGUGCGCUCGCACAGGAAGCAGCCGCGGCCAGUGCGGCGCGGAUGUGGCUGCGCCGGCCGCAUAGGCGAACAGAAUUUUUUUUUUCAGGUCUUGUGGCUGAGGGCAGCCACAUGUCAAAGCGGCCCCAGGGCUGGCGGCCUACCGGGAAAUUUCCCGGAAUCCCGGUAGGCCAGUCCGGCCCUGGUGGGCGGAGUUGAGCCAGGCCGAGGGACAUUGGAGCUGGACCCUGGUAAGUGACAGAAGGAAUUUUAACCCCUUUUACUAGACCAGGGAGGAGAGGAAGGGGGGAAAGGGCUUGACAAAGGGGGAAGCUAUAGUGCCAGAAAAACAACAGUUUUUUUCCUGGCACUAUAGUUUCCCUUUAAUACAAAAAUACUCAGACAUUUAAGGCAAAUGUGAUGGCUACUAGACUUGGAGUUUUAUUUUGGUGCGAACUGUAAUUUGUGCAAAUUCUGGCCAAUCAUGUGAUUGGCCAAAAUUUCAAUUUCGAAAUGUCAUGUACCAGAAUCUUGGAACAAACGGCUAAUGCAAUGCUCGUUUUCAUUCAUAAUUCAGAGUGCUGUUCAUGCCACCAGAAAAAAAGGGGGAUGGAAUGUAGAAGAGGUUGUUUUGUUGGGGUUUUUUUUUCGUGCUGGCAAAUAAGCAGCUAAGUUGGCAAUGAUGGACAAGAGGUCUGUCCAAUCAUGUGGGUCGUAUCUCCUUUACAUCCAUGAGGUAGAAAAAAAGUUGAUUGAUAGUUCGGGAACAGCCAGUAAAUGUUGUGUUCAUUCACAGAUCAAAUACUAACUGACCAAUGGAAGGAAAAAAAUGAGGAGCAGUGAAACAAUCUACACUGUGAAGCAGGAUUCUUACUGAAACUUGGAUUGCCGCUAUUGAGGGAGACAGACCAGCAGUGUGGCAGUGGGAGAUAGCCUGUGCCAUUGAUUCUAAUUUAGGACUAUAUUUACUUGCUGCUGUGUCUAACUAGCUACUGUCAGUGGCACUUAAAACAACUUUGAGUGGCAGAUAAGAAAUUUCCAUAGUGUUUUGAUCAUAAUGUGAGACUGGGUUACCAAUUGACCAUUCUUGAAAGUUUUUUUUUGUUAGCUGUUUGUAGAAAAAUAUAUUUUUGGGGGAGGUAAGAGUGUUGUUUCGUAAAAAGCAAAACUAAAUAAUUGCUCCUAUUGCCUAGCUACUGCCACAGUGUCACUUACACAAACAUGGAGUGGUAGAGAUAGCCUGCUUCGUUCAUCCUAGGGUGACAUUGGUGGUUAGUGCAGUGUCCUACUGCUAGCCGCUGCCACUAAAACAAACACUGUUAGAAAUAAAAACAUGUGUUAAUAAAGCACUUUAGUGUCCCUGUACCUAUUUAAAUACAGGCUCACCACCAUUUGCUGUAUAAAAUAAUAAAAUUAAGCAUUUUACUUACCUUUCUCCAGCAUUUUUACCUUUGGCCCAGGAGUUACUAGACUAUGAGUAUGGUGAAGCAGAGGAAUUCGAAGAGAAAAGUGAAAGAGAAACAGGCAGUAACCCAGUAUUUUCUCCGGGAGCUAGAGUGCCCUCACCUUCCUGCAAUCUCCUAGUCAAUCUGGAUCUCCCGUAGAAACACCUCGAAGACAGUUGUAAUGCCUGCUGCCAGUGGCACAAGUAGCUUACACACGGUCAUAACUACCACCAACACGACCAAUACCACCACCAUCCCAAUUUCAUCAACAUUACCACCACCACCCCAAUAUCACCACCAUCAACAUCACUACUACCACCACUAGUGGAUUUGCCUUGUCUGACUGAGUCUUGCGGGACCUGCUACGUCUGCAGACACAGUUAGGAGAAGCUGAUAGGACACUGUGUUUUUUACAUACUGAAAGACUGACAUUGACGCUAAAGACUGUUUUUUUUCUGCUGUGCACAAGUCUAAUUCCAACAGCAUGAAAUGCACAAAUUUAUAAACAGAAUGAGAUGAUCUUGUCAGUACAUCAUAUAUUUGCACAAUAAAUGACACUAUUAUGCCAUGCCCAUACAACCCCACUCCUGUCCUGGCCUCAUGCUCUCCAAAGUUGCCAAGUACAGUAUUAUCACAAUUAGGAAGUAUCACACCACCAUUUACCAUUAGGGUGGCCUCACUCAAUAAAACCAUUGUGUAGACAUAGAUGGAGAUGCCCCUUCUAUAGAUUGAUCUAGUGAGCACAGGUCCUGCCGCUGUCGUGAACUCAGAAUGUGAAUAUUGUCGUCAAAUAUCUGAAACUAUGUUCCCAAAAUGUGUAAUUACAUGUACAGUUGUACAGUAAGGUUGUUAAAAUAUGUUAGUUCAUCAGAUUCAUCAGAUAUUGCUAUUCAUGUUGAUUGAGAUGAAACAAAGGGAAAAACAUGGGAAAGAUUAUUAAUUAAUGACUCCAGAGGCAGUCGAUUUAAUCCCCGGAUCAACUUCUAUUAAUUUAAAAUAGUCUAUCCAUUGAAGUUAGGUAGAACAAAGCAUUCAGAGGAAGCACCACCUGCAUAAAGAGUAUUGAAAUAAUAUAAUUAAAGAUAGAAGAUCUGUAUUACAACCUGCUCUGACAAGAAGCUAUAAAAUUGUUAUAUUUAUAUCUCCUGCAUCAUUUCCCUGGCGUUCCACUCCGACAGUUAAACUUUUUUUUUUUUUUUAUUAAUUCUUUGGUCUCCGUCUUUCUGAUGUAUAACUGACAUUGUUUUAUUAAACAUUUAAGAACAUUUAAUCUCAAAGAUCUGGCUCCAGAUUGCUUGUUAUUCUGCUUUUCAAUCAAUAAAGGGACACUCUAGCCACUUCAUCUUAUUGAAGUGGUUAUGGUGCCUGUAGUCCUCUGGGAUUGUCAUUCUGUUCGGUGCUAAACCAUGUUUAAUGAUUUCAUCCUAAACGAUAGUCCCUGUCUGCCUACCCCCUCUGUGCUGCUUCUGUAAUGAGGAAGCAUUCACCUGUGAUGCAAUGGGAGGAGAUGACUGGCUGAGAGUGUCAGCUGACUCUUUUAAUUCUAUCACAGCCACCCAUUGCUGGUAUGAAUUGGUAUGGCUAAGGAAGAAAGUAAUCUUGGCCUUAGCUAUAGCUGCAAUGGCAGUGGAACCUGCUUGAAAAUAGUUUAACACUGAAUGGAGGGGUAGUGUCAGGGGACUCCAGGCACUGUAUAUAAUAAAUUCAAGGAGAUUAAAUGUUGCAGUGCACAGAGCAUUGUAAUUCAUUUCAGAAUUCCAUGUUUUUUAGUUUUGUAUAAUGUUCAUUUGGUGUUACUUUAUGACUUGAGGAAGAUUUUGCUUUAUUUUUUUGUAAAUUGCCUAUUUAUUUAAUCUGCCGCAAUGUAUUCUACCAGGAAGCCAUCUUUAAAAUCUAUCAAUCUCAUAUAGGAACAAGGCUGUGUGUUUGUUCUGUACAGUGUAAGUGAGUUUAACGACACACUUCUGGUGAUGUCUCUUGUGACUUCUCUUGUCUCCAUAAAUAGUAUAACAGAGGACAAAAGGGCCAGAAACGAGUAAUACAUUUGGAGGCUAAUUGUGGGAUUGAGUAUGUAGAGUGAACAGUUCAUAGUGUGGUGUUUUGUGUAAAUGUCAGUUUGUCAGGAUACUGACAGGGAUCCAAUACGCAGAGUGCGGACAGAAGGAGGUACGUAUACCGGACCUUAGAAUGGCCGGACUAACGUAUGGACAAAACAAGAAUAGUCAAAAGGUAAGCCGAGGUCGAGGGAGCCGGAGGACAGGUAAGCGAGAUACAAGCCGAGUCAAAGGAGAGGAGAGGACAACAGGACAAAAGACAAGCAAGGUCAAAACCGAAAACACUAAGAGAGAGAACGCGCUGAGUGACUAGCAAGCUAGAACCACGACAGGGCAAUGAGCAGUAGUAAAGGUUUCCUUUAAAUAACCUGUCACCUUAAUUGAGACCACGCCCCCAAAAGGUCCGGAAUAGCGGUUCCCGGCACUUCACGUAAUGCUGACGUCAUGACGUCGACGCUAGCCGGACGCAUCAUAAAAGGGGGAGGAGCUAGCGCGGCCGGCGCGAAAACGGCCGGAAUUUGCCGAAAUGCUAGGGGCAAGGAGCCCCUAAACAGAGAGGAUGUCUUCCCUGGAGUCAGCACCAACAGGUACCCUGACACAGUUUCAGUUGUGUUGUUUGUGUACUGUAUGUGGCUAGGAGCUGUAGGGUCCAUGUUAAGGGGCUCUAAAGAGUGAGAGAGUGUGUGUAAAGGUGCUAUAGUGUAUAGGUGUAUAGGUGAUAUAGUGUGUGCAUAGGGCAUGUAUAGAGCUUUAUGUGGAUGACAAAUAUAGUAGAAUAAGUAGAAAGAACUUUAGUGUUCUGGGAUCUAAUGCCAGUUUAGUGAUUCUCACAGGGUCAUUCACUAAUGUGAACAUUCAAGGUAAAUGCUAAAUUAAUUUCAAAUUUAAGGUCAAAGUAACAAACGUUAAAUAUUCUCUAAGUCAGCUAUGCUUUCCAUUCAGCUACUCUGGCUUUAAUUUAGAAAUGCACUAUGCAUUAACUUUGAAUUCUCGCCUCAGUAAAUAAACCUUAAUUAGUGCUUUCUAGCAAAGAGCACAGAGAAUAAUUUGUAACCUUGUUACUGCUAAGGUGAAAACUAUCCCAGAUUGUUUCCUUCCUAUAAUACUUUAAUUUAACUUUUCAAUUGACUAGUAUUUCUACACUUGAUACAUUAUCAUAUGGAUUCAAUGAACACUAUAGCGUUAGAAAUACGACUAUAGUCUCCUGUAUGGAGAAAGCUUCACUCUCUGUGCUGCCAUCCCAACUCCUUGGCUGACAUCAUCUAGAUCCGUGGUCUCAGGCAAUCCAAAGCAUUGGGAGAAUAGUGCACAUGCACGGCAAAAUGAGACCAUCUGACAGUAGAUGGUCAAUAGUAGGGUUAACUCUGCUAUUUCUGAGAAUGCACCUCUAGUGGCUGUUUGAGUGACAGCUACUAGAGGCAUGUAAACCCUGCAUUGAAAACAUUGCUUUCACUUGCAGAUCACAUCAUUGAGAUACAGCAAAAACACGUAGAAACCCACCCUAGCUUACAACUGUUUAUUGAUAAUUGCACCACGAUGACACCAGGUUGUUGUAUUGAGUGAUACAUUCUGUUGUGUGUAUAGCCUAGUAGAUCUAAGAAUUAUGUCACUUUGACAGUAAUGUGCAUGUGAUCCUACACUGUCUACAUCAUGGGUCCUCAAACUCCGGCCCUCCAGAUGUUGCAGAACUACAACUCCCAUGAUUCUCUGGCUAUCUAUGUAAUUCAAAGAAUCAUGGGAGUUGUAGUUCUGCAACAUCUGGAGGGCUGCCGUUUGAGGACCCCUGGUCUACAUAAUAAUUUAGAACUGCCCUGUCAGUAAUAUCUGAUCAGAUCCUGAUUGCAAAAUAUUUAGCAUGCAGCAGGAUUUGUAGUCUCAAAACAUUGAGUUUUGGUGAGUUGACAAAUUGCUUUCCAACUUCCAUUUUUAGGAACAAAUUUAAAAAUAAAAGUAAGUAAUUUGCCCUUUUGACUUCUGGUUAUACCUCUGCUUAAUCCAUCCAAUCAAAGUGCAGAACUAAGAAAGUCUUACAUAGAUUUCCAUGAUGUUUGUUCAGCAUAUAUUUCCAUUGAAUUUAAAGGAACACUCCAGGAUCCUCCCUAAGGCACUUUAGUUUGCUGAAGAGCUGUAUGUGGAAGAGCGUGUGCUAUUUUCUUAAUUUUGGAAAAAGUGAAGAUUUCACUAGAAAUUAACACUUUUAUAAAUUAUACUGGUUACACCACCUGGCUUUUCAAACAGACAACAGGUACUGUUACUUCCUAGUUUGGUUAGCUUAUCUGCACUGAACUCAAGAGGCAACAAUUGCCCAGAGCACCUGCCUUGCAAAAAUGUCUCAUUGAGCUACAUUGGGAAGUCUGUGAUUGGACUGUCACAGAAAGUCUGAGUGGGGUUAGAAGAGGAGGGCUUGUAAAAGCAACCCAUUUAAACUGCAGGUUUUGCGAGCUUUUUUUAGAUAUAACUCCAAUGAAAAAAUACAUAAUUAAACAUAUGCAAGUUUUCAUUUGGGGUAUAUGUACUAAACAGUGAUUUUUAUUUAUUUUAUAUUUAGGCAGUUGAGUGUCCCUUUGAGGUAUAAGUCCAUAGUAACAAAAAAUAAAAAAAUAAAGUUUUUAGGACUUUUAGAUAAAUUAUUAGUAGGCUUUUUAUUUUAUGAGUCUAUUUUCAAGGCCUUUCAAGAGUUUUGUUUGAUAAUGCUUAAUAAUACAGGUAUGAAUUUAUAUACUGUUUUAUUUCCUAUUGAUUUAUAUUGUUGAAAAUCUUAGAAGCCAGCUAUAAGGUGUCACAGAAUACCAAAACUCCUGACAAAUUCACUGCCAGCUUUUUUUUCAGAACUUUUUUUCUUUCUUUAAAAUUUUGAGAGAAAGUGAAUUAUGUAAAAUGUUCUUAAAGGUUUUUUUUUAUAUUUCUGUACAAUAACAGUUUAAAUAUUUUGGCAGUGCUCAAAUACAGUCAGAUGUAAAUUUGAUACAAGGGAUAUUUUAUCGCAAGUUUGGAAAACUGCCAUCUAUAUAAUAUUUUAUUCAUGCCAUUGAAUAACUUAAUGAAUAUCAGACUCGAAGAACGUUGAGAGAGUAACAUAGACAGAUAGAUUUUAGAAACAAAUGUAACAGUUGGGGAGUCUAUUGCUAAACAUUAAACAAUGGUUAACAGAGAAACAAAUAUCUAAGAUGUUGCCCCGAAUACUAAGAUUUGGAAUUUAGCUUAUUUAGGGUACUUAUAAUGGAAUUUAGACACAAACCCAAAUUUCUAGUCACCAAAAUUCACUGAUUUUCAAAUAAAUCCCUAAGACUUUGAAAUAAAAAUGAACUAAACAAUUGUGAAACUUUUAUUUUGCAGACAAUAUUGGAGAAUUAGUACAAUUGGUUUGUAGGGGUACUAGAGAUUGGGGGUUAUAUAAAUGGAAAUAUCUGCUUGAACACUUCCAGAUGAGGUGUGUUAUCCAGAAAGUGUAAAUGAACAAUAAACAGAAUCAACGUAAUGCUGCUCUCUUACUGGUUGACUGAUAUUCUAAUGCAAUGCUUUUAUAAGGAUGACAAUUGUAACAAUAGAAUAUAUCUUUAGAGGCACAACUAGUAAUAAUAGCAAUAGGACUGGCCAUGCUUAUGUAGUAAUAUCUUACCUACUCCACGAAGGAUGGCAUUGAAAAUAUAUGGUCUGCUAUCUUUACACCCACACAAUUGCAAAUGGACACUUUGAUUUUAAGGCGGUGAGUGGUGUGUGGCCAGGGUCUUAUUGAUGACAAUUUAAAAUGUAACAUAGUACAAGAACAAUAAGUUAUUUACACAGACUGAUUUCUAAACACAUUUAUUGAAGUUUAAAGACAUAUUACUGUGAGUAUUAUUGCUGUGGAGCGUUGAUACACAUUGCGACACACCAGCAAUAUGGAGCUCUUAGAAAUGAGGAACAUUAGGACAGAAAAGAGGAACAGAGGGAAUUGGGCCCAAAAUAAAGACUGCCCCUCCUACAUAGGGACACUUGGAAAGUAUGUGUCUAGUUUGUGUCUUCAAAGUCAUUUUCAAAGAAUAUUUACUCAUAUAAUCCUAUUUAAAGGAUCACUAUAGUGUCAGGAAAACAAACUCGUUUUCCUGACACUAUAUAAUCCUUGGGGUCCCCCCACCCUCAGGGCCUCCUCCCGCUGGGCUAAAGGGCUUAAAACCCCUUACCUUUAUCCAGCACCGGGCUUGUGACCUCUUCUCCCCCUCCGAUGUCAGUUUCCGAGUGGAGCUGAAUGCGCAUGCGCAGCAAGAGCCACACGCGCAUUAAAAACACCCAUAGGAAAGCAUUUCUCAAUGCUUUCCUAUGGACGUUCUGCUUGCUCAAUGCGAUUUUCGCACUGAGCGUCGCAGAAGCGCCUCUAGAGGCUGUCAGGAAGACAGCCACUAAAGGCUGGAUUAACCCUGCAAUGUAAACAUAGCAGUUUCUUUGAAACUGCUAUGUUUACAUCUGAAGGGUUAAAACCUGGGGGACCUGGCACCCAGACCACUUAAUAGAGCUGAAGUGGUCUGGGUGACUAUAGCGGUCCUUUAAAUAUUAUCUGAGCUAUGUGAUGCUGCAUGCAGAAGCACAAUAUAACCAAGGAGUAAAAAAUUUAAUUAUUUUUGUCCUUAACAUCAUAGAGGCCUGCAAAAAUGUUUUUAUGAGAACUUAAGAGAAGGAAUGAAAUGUAAAUAUCUUCCCGAGACAUUUUUUACGGAAUAUCUGGCUUGGAAUAAAUAAUAUUUAUACCACGACAUAAGGGAAGUAAAACAGCCGGCAGAUGGAGUUUAUCAUGUCAGCAUCAUUACUACUUCUGCCAAGGUCAUCCGUCGUAAUGCAAGUUGCGUGAUCCAAUCGUUUGUGGCAGAAACAAUAAUUAUCAUAUUAUUGUUUUUACACUGUGUUUUGCAGAAAUUUCAGGGAUACAAAUUAUAUCUGAUAUAUUAAAAAGACAUCAGUUCUGCAUCUACUCAAAUUUUUCUGGCCUUGUAGAUAAUCUACAGAUUUACAUGAUUGUCAGUUGUACUGGAGUAUAUCUUUGUUUUCUCGUUAUGCUUUCUCGUGGACAGUUUAAAUACAAUGACAAUACAGAUGUUAGAAAUGAUUUUGGCUUCUCUGAUGAGUUACAGUCUGUAAAACAGCAGGCAGAGCUUCCGAAAAAGCAGCAUGCAAUACAAUUACAUUAAGUUAACAAACUCCAACAUGUGGUGUCGUAAUAUUAAUUACAUAGAGUAUAUAAACAGGAAAACAGUUAAUGUACAAGUUAGACCAUUAUUGGCUAAUUCAGUUCCCAAGAUCAUGUAGGUCUUUUCCUUGAGAAUGUUACCAGUAAUAGCACAAGUGAGUCAAGAAAGCACUUAUUACUCAUAUAUGUAUAAACGCAUGGUAUCUUGUAGCCCCCCAAUUUAAUUAUUCAUUUGCUUUAAUGUGAAACAACAUGUUUUAAAAAGAUAAUGCAGAAAAAAAAUUAUUACAAAAAUAAAUAAAAAAUGCUCCUCUUCACUGAGGUGAUUGGGGUGAUAGUGUUCUGUUUUAAAAAGUGAUGCAAAAAUCUCAAAGGGGAGGAGUGAGCAAUAAAAUGUGACUACUGUUUCACUGGUUUCCAUGGUGAUUGUCCUAUUUUUUUUUUUUUACCACUUUACACUUUUUUUUUUUUUUUAUUAUCUGCUAACAGUUACCUUCUUUGGGUUUUUCAUCAACAUUUAUCUGGGACUUGUAAUUAAACAGUUUUUAUCAUUACACAAAAUGGCUUAGUUGUCUGUUUAUGGUUGAUAAUAAUUAAUAAUCCAUUAGAUAAGUUUUUUUGUUUUUUUAAUCAAAUAUUGCUUAAACCAUUCAUUCUAGUAAUCUAGAGAUUAUACAGCAUGACUGGCCUAUUUUUAUAGCAUCAAGAACUCUUUUGGGGGGAAAUUAUAUUAGUGUUAGUGUUAGUGAAGUCCAUAAUCGAACUUGUGAUUUUACACUUUCUGCAACACAAAUCCAUCCGCAACUUGCAUAAACCAGUAUUACAAUGUACUAGCAGUUUGUUUAAAAUAUUUGAACUGAUAAUUAUGGUUUCUUAUUUGAACUGACUUAGCCCAGAGUUAACAUUUGUACUUGUCUUUCUGAUUUUGCUUCCAUUCACAAGAAAAAUCUUUUUUUUCCCUAUACCCUUUCUAACUACUUAACUUCCUGGUAAACUAAAAUGUAUACUUAGUAUCAAAUUUGAUUUGGAAAAUUUGAUAUAAACAUCCAAGAUUUCUAGCCCUCAUGUCCUCUGGGCAUUUAUUUGGGUAUUUUAGCUUUAUAAUUUGUGAGUUGGUUCACUAACCACUAAAUAUGUUUAACAUUUCCAGAGAACUCCUCACCUUAAAUAUAUCGACUAUAUAAGGAGCCUGCUCACAAUAAAAACAAUUUAAACCAACUUGAUUGAGCAACGAUUAGUCUUAUUCUACAAAUGAACACAUCAGUUGUGUUCUUGUGCUAAAUCUUUUGUAAACAGACGUAUAGGAGAGCAGAAAAAUAAAAAGUAAUAAAAAGGCUUGUGUAAAAGUUAUUGUAAAAAAACAAACAUUUUAUAAAACAAGUAGUUGCUACUAGAAGAAGUAAAUAAUAAAUCUGUUAUAGUAGUAGAAACCCAUCCCAAAGAUCAAAAAGGGAUACCUGAGGUUUCCUUAUGUACAAGUUGACAUGACAACUGGUUUUUCAUGGCCAUUACAAUUUAUGUUUCUAAUUUCAAUGGCAAAGAGCUAACCAAAUAUUUUUCAUUUGCGUAUACCUCAACCAGAUGGAACUAUACAUAUCGGUAGGUAACGGAUCAAAUAAAUAGUACAAAGAAGGGGAGACCUCAUUUGAUUCACUCAUCUGCCAAAAUAUAGUCCCAUCUCUUCAUAAUAUAUUUGGUUAUUGGAAGGUUUUGAUAGUGAAAUAGCCUUAGAUAAUACCCUUUGGAGUGCUUUGUAAUAUCUUCUCAUUUGCUCACUGUUGUAUGGAUUGGGUUAAAUAUGAUUUUGAUGGGUUGUUUUUUUUUUUUUAUAAUACAAGUUUAACCUAUUUGUUGUACUUCUAUGUUUUGUAAUUUUUAAUGUUGCUUGACUCAUCGGAAAACAGAGUCUUACAAGGUCAGGCAUUAUAACUCUGUGUAUGUUUGUGUAUGUUGGUAUGUUGGUAUGUUUGUUCUUUUCACACUAACAUGUUUAAAUGUUGUCCUUGAAGCCAUGAUAGCAGAUUUAUUACUUACAGAUAGAGUGUAUUAUCUGUUUUUGAGGGACUGUUGGGGUGUAUAAUAUAUGUGUAUAAUAUAUGUUUUAAAGUUAGAACCUACUGGCCUGUAUUUACAUGCCUUCUAUUUGGGAUACUUAAAGGGACACUAUAGUCACCAAAAUAAUGUCAGCUUAAUUAAGCAGUAUUGGUGUAUAGACCAUGUCCCUGCCGUCUCACCGCUUAAUCCUCCACCAUUUAGGAGUUAAAUCACUAUGUUUAUGCAGCCCUAGUCACACAUCCCAGCAUGUGACUUACACAGACUUCCUAAACACUUCCUGUAAAGAGUCAUCUAAUAUUUACACUUCCUUUAUUGCAAAUUCUGUACAAUUUAAAUAUUCUUAUCUCCUGCUCUGUUAAUAGCUUCCUCGAUCAUGUAGGGGCCACCUGUUUGUAAUUAAAGGUCAAUUUACAGAGUAGGAUAUAAAAGCUUUUUAAAGUAAGUUACAGCAGAUUGUAAAUAAAACCAUUUUUUUUAAUGCAGACUGUGCCAGUCACAACCAGGGGGGAUGUGGCUAGGGAUGCUUAAACAGAAAAAAGUGAUUUAACUCCUGAAUGGCAGCAAAUUUAGCAGUGAGAUUUCAGAGGCAUGAUUUAUACACCAAAACCACUUAAUUGACCUAACACAUUUUGGUGACUCUUUAAGCACCUACUUGUCUGUCACUGAACAAUAUCAUUAAAAAUAAUCUUAGAAAUAAUUGUUUUUUCUACCAUACAUAGUGUUGCGCAAACAAAAACAGCUGUUGAGUCAAUCCUAGUUAAUGAAAUGUCCUGGUGUCCAAUCUUGUUUUUAUACAUUAUCUGCAUCACUUUUACUGGGGCCAUUUAACAUUUUAAAAGAUUUCAGCUUUUUAAAAAAAAAAAAAAUAAUAAUAAUUGGUAUUUUGUUUAUUUUUUUUUCUACUUGGGCUUAUACUUAUUUUCCUUUGUAGAAAAGAGGUAAAUGCAGAUUUUCCAAAAGUAUAGCUUCCUCCUAUGACGUCUGCAAAGGACAGAGCGAGCUUACAGUGGAAUUAUUUUUUUAAAAUUGCUGAAACUAUAAGGAAAUAUGUCCACUAUAGCCUGUGCAAUGGUCAUGUAGCCUGUGCAAUGGUCAUAGUUUGCUAUAGGCUUGGAAUAUUUUUCAAGCAUUUUUUAUAUAAUGCUUUAAAAAUUAGUGGUGCAAUCCAACCCACCCUGGAGUGUCCAUUUAAUCCAGGCUUCCCCAAACCCCGGCCCUCCAGAUGUUGCUGAACUACAACUCUCACGAUUCUAUGAAUGAAAUAGGCUGAGAAUCAUGGGAGUUGUAGUUCAGCAACAUCUGGAGGGCCGGAGUUUGGGGAAGCCUGAUUUAAUCCUGAAGUUGAGAACAACUGUGCUCUCAUUCAUUAGUGGUCAAUGACAUAUUCACUUAAAGUGUCCCAGAGCUGCACGUCAUUAGUUAAAAACUCUAACUUUAAUUAUUAGAACUCUAACACAAUACUAUAAUCUUUUUAAAAUAAGUGAUUUAAUUAAAAAAACGUGUAUUUCUUUAAAGUUUCCGUAGCAAUUAAAAGUGUGUAUAACUUGGAACACAACAGGAGAACGUCCCUUCCGUUCUUGGCACAUGGACUGUUUUGAGUGAUGAAAGUAGUGAUUACAUGACUGGCAGGUUCCAAUCAGCAGGUGAUAUGAAGUUUCCAAUCUAUAUCUUUUGUUCUACAAGACAUGUGUGCACCUAUUGGCCCAGCAUAACAGUGAGACUUGCACAUGCACACUGUCCAUUUUCACACAGUUAUAAGCUCUCUAGUAAUAUUCCCUUUUCAUCCUCAUAUGACCUUGUUCAUUUGCCAGAAUUCCAGACACAGAAGAAAUCAUGCAUCUUUUAUGUGAUAAUCCUACAGUAUGUCAGCUUAUUUUGUGGAUUUUCUUAACACAGCAUUCAAAUUAUAGUUGAUUAGAAAAACUGAUGCCAGAAAUCAGAUUGACCAGAUAUAAAAAGAAAAAGCGAAUGGAGAAAAAAAUAUGUUGCUGAUUUUUCCAGCACAGUAAAUUAAAAGUGUUUGUUAUAUCUACACCCCCCUACCCUCAGAGUAUAUAGAUUGACAGAGGGGUGAGUGUAUUGGAAUAGGUUGUGGUUCAAUAACAAUGCACAUUUUGAAAACACUAUGGGUCCUAUGAACAUGAACAAAUAUAAAAGGCUCAUUCCCAUGCCAUGUAGAGUGAGAAGGAAGAAGUAAUUGGGUGAAGGGAGGUCUGUAAGUAGGCCCAAGGAUGUCCAGUCUCCUGGUAAGGUAUACUUUUAAAGAGCCACUGCCACUGCAGACACUUCAUCUUAGUGAAGUGGUCUGGGUGCAGUGCGCCUGUCCUUUUAACCGUGGAUAGUAAAACACUGCACUGCAAUGUUUAAAUUGCAUGGUUAGGUCCACCUCUUGUGGCUGUCAUAUUGACAAGCAGCAAAUGAGUAAGACCCGGUCACGUGAAGCAAAAGGACCCAUAACAAACCAGUGAUACAAUCCUUUCCUCUAGGGAAUUUUAAAGGAGCAUACAGCAGUUAGGUCUCUAAUGCUUAUCUAUGAUCUCCACGGGAGGCAGAGAAGUGAGCAGCACUGAGGGAGUCUCGUGCUGGAAGAAGGUAAGUAAAAUGAAGUAAGCCUGAGGGAGGGAGGAAUAAGCUUUAGUUGAGUUCAGUUUUUUUGUACUGUCCCCCAGUACAGCCCUUAUAACCCCACUACAACCUCUAUUCCACCACUAUUGCCCCUAACCCCUCACUAUAUCAUAUGUCUUCCACUGCAUCCACUAUACCCCCCUUUAGCCACUAUCAACUUUCCCCCACUAUACCCCCUGUGCCCUAACUACAGCACUUAGCCCUGUUGGAUCCUUACAAUUUAGGAAUUUUUAGACUAGCAGAGAAUGGAUUCAAUUUUACCAUCAAAAAUCCAUUAUUCAUCAAAGGGAUUCUACAGCAUUAUGAAUACAAACAUAGUUCCCCCAAGACAGUGUAGAAGGUGAGUAUUACUUACCUUUGUUCCAUUGCCAUGGUGGUCUAACUGCAGCCACUCCACCUCUCAAGACUGAUGAUCUCAGUCAAUCCAAUAAUACCCUGCAGGAAAGCCUGGGGAGGCUGCAUUUGAUCGAGACCUGAGUUUGAUAUAGUUCUCAUAGUGGAUGUGCCUCUAGUGGCAAUCAGGAAGACAGCCAUUAGACGUGUAAUUAGUUCUGUAAUGGAAACAUUACUGUUUCUACAAAAUGGCAAAGUUUUACAUUGCAGGGUUAAAACUAAAUGGCCACUGCACCCAGACCACUUCAUUGAGAUGAAGUGGUCUGGGUGCCUUUAGUGGUCCUUCAGUAUGUGCAUAUUGCAAAUAAAAGGGGCUCUAUAUAUCUUACUGUAGAUGCUACUCACUUAUGUUAAUAUUUUUUUUGUAAAACAAUUUUUUGAACAUACAUCUGGUGCUCAGAGUUUGAAAUGCCUGCUAUAAGAUGUUUUGGGGCAUCUCAGGAGUCAAGUCAGGGACAUCAAAUUUUGCUUUAACAUUCUUGUUAGUUACAAUCCUGCUAUAGGUUGUAUCAUUUAUUGAUCGAUGAUGUCUGUGAUAUGAAUUUAACAAUCCUACAGCCUGUAUAAAGCUAAAGAGUGCUUCUGUAUUAGUGAUUGUCCUGGCUUCGCUGAUUUCAUGACACGUGGAGCUCAGUUUGAAUGUUAUACUUACUUCUUCUAAGAUAAUCGAGAAAUCCAGCCAGGGAUUCUAGAAUGAUAUGGAAAAUCCCACACCAGUUCAACAAGCUGUCUUUGGAAAAUGCUCUUUUCUCUGUUAAUAAAAAGAAAUACAAUAGCCUGUUUUUUUGUUUUUUAAAUGUACCAUAAGACAAAAAAAACUAAACUGUUGGACAUGUAAUAUCUUAAUAUACAUGUGAUAUUUAUAAAACCUUUUAUUAUUGGAAGCCAUAGGAGAUAAAUGAAUGCCAUUAAAAUAAUAAAUAGAAGGAAGGGCUAGUGAUAAAGAAGAAAAUAUAUUUAUGGAAACUGCCUUUUUUAUCCAUGGCAAUGAGUUAUUUCUUUAUCUUUUUUAUUAUCUUAGUUACUAGCUAUGUAACUGGCUAUGGAGACUGAUUAUCUAAGUUUUAAGGGACUUUACGUUACUGUUAUGCCUCUGAGGAUUGCAGAGAGAUCAGCUCCUUUAAUUUUACAUAUCUUUUUUCAAUUUCUGAUUGGUCCAUCGUGACAAUAUAAGCACCUGCUGGUGUAGACAUAACUGACACCAGUUAUCAAACAUGUAGGCACACAGUAAACUGCAGGCAAUUGCUUUAAACAUAAGUCUCUCUGGUGGAGAAUAAUCAGGUAAACAAUCUGAGUAGCUUGUUUUUUGGUGCACCCUACAUCUGGUCUCUAUCUUUUGUUGUUACCAUUUGAUAUAUCAUCAUUACCUACAUCAUUCAGAUCUAGUCAGGCAACAGAGGACUGAACUCAGAACCAAACUCCAAGCAGCAAGCGUGUCAAGAGAAAUAAAUGUGUCCAUAUUACCCGAAACAAAUCAAAAACAACACUAUGGAAAAGCCAAUGCAGCAACAGAAUUUGGAAGCUCAGAAAAGGUUGAAAUAUGGACUCUUAUAAAAUAUCCAAAAUUUAAAGCCCAGGAAUGAGUACAUCCUAUUUAAUUAGCAUCUGAAUUAGUAGGAUAUAGUGGUUUCAUGUUGACCUUCAAUAGGUGACCAUGAUGCAAUGGUUUUGCCAUUCCGAGCUCUUAGACAUAUUUUGUAUGUCAGUACAGUAGUGGCUGGUGAGGUUUAAAGAUGGAGAGGGGCUUUACUCUAUGCUUGGAAUUUAAAUCUGCCCUCAGGCUUGUUGGUCUCUGCCCAUGUAUCUCCACAUACUAUGCUUGAAACAACGAGGUAAUUUUAAUGUUCAACACUAUAUACUUACAGGUACCUGUAUUUGGGAAACAACAACCAUUUUAAAGAGGCCUGCCUCCACCUCUUGAUGCUGUUACCCCAUUGUUCAACAAAUCCCGGGCUCAAGGUAGUCAUGGCGAAUAGGACUUUUUUCCUGGUGCCUGGGUUAUUGACAGCCCGUUCAGCACUAACGGAGUUGGGCAGCGAGGGAGCUGUAAUCUUCCUACUCUUCUUCCUCUAUUUCAUCGUGCGCCCUGCUGUGAUCCAGGGAGCAGGCACUCCGGCUCCGUUAUCACUAAACAGCACAUGAGGGAGCAGAGCAAGGAGAGCUUGACAAUUUCCAGAUCAGAGCAGCCCCACUGGACCCCAGGGAAAAGAUCCACGCCCGCUAUUCCAAAGGUAGUAACAUUCUAGUGACACUGUGUUACACAAUGUGCAGUACUGGAUCAGGAAGCACCUCUAGUGGCCAUCUGAGAGACUGCCACUAGAGGUGGUACUAGGCAGCAAUAUAAGCACUGAAUUUUCUCUAGAAAGGCAGUGCUUAUAUUAAAAAGCCAGCAGGGACAGGCUAUAGACACCAAAACCAUGACACUAAGCUGUAAUGGUUCUGGUGACUAUAGUGUCACUUAAAGAAUUUUUGCUAUUGAAAAUAAAGCGUUGUUCAUUUAAAAAUAACCCGACUCCUAGAUUCAAAGCACAAUUGUAAUGCCCUGUGUUAACCAAUGGCAGCCCCAGAAGUCAGGACUGUCUGCAAAGCUCUAUAAAUACAUAAAUAGAUAGACACCACAGUCCCGCCACUUCUCAACAAUGAAAGUCCAUUAACAGCUAGAAUACUGGAGUAAGUGCAAAGGUGUGAUUAUAUCUCUAGAACAUAUUUAGAAAACAGAAUUCAACAUUUCUGUGGUAAAUUGCUGCUGAGAAUUUCCAUGCCUGACUGCCAUCAGUUAGAGGCCCACAAAACCUAAGGUUGGGUAUCUCUGCCAUGAAAAAUUAUUUUAUCCAUUUAUUUUAUAACCACAAAAAUUCACAAUAUUCACUAUGCUGUUUGUGCAGCCAGAGACAAUUUUAUAUUAAAACUACUUGACAAUUUCUCAUAAGAUGAAGAAUAUUGUAGAUUAACACAUUUAUCUUAUGUCAUUAACACUGUAUGGUGUCUUCUAGAAUCUAUAAAUCUAUAUGACCACUUGGCUCCCCCAGGCAUAUGGAUUACUAUUUAUACAUCCAUAUAUUUUUGACUGCUUUUUUAGGCAUUCUAUAAGUAUAAUGAAUUCACUUAUUAUUGAUGAAUCUCAUAUAUUCAUGGUUAUGUUUUCAGUUCAGUGGUAUAGAUACCUUGUUUAAUAAUGUCUGCUAGCACUAAAAACACAGACAAACACUAGAUAAAUAGAUAUACACCAUCAUAAAAAUCACAAAUAUAUUUUCUUGGAUAUUAAAGUGACAUACAUCACUUUGAGACAACUGUCCCAUUCAAAAGUUUGAACUUUGAGUGAGACAGUUGCCUCAUUUUGCAGGCUCAAAAAAAUCACAUAAAUAUACUAUUUUUUUCUGUAUUUACCUGCUUCUUCUUUCUUAUGCUUUCCACACCCACUUCAAGGGGAACACUGAUCUAACCAAUCAGUGUCCUAUCCCUAGAAAUGCUGGAAAAGUGCAUUGGGAGAUCUCUUCACCUUGCAACAUUCUGAAAGUGGCAGUAGAGAGGGAGUCGGAUCAAUGUGACUCAUGUAGAGCAGGCUCUGGUGUCAGCUUUCUCUCCAUGCUGCUGCAGAAUGAUGUUCUGUUUAUGUAAUUGCUAGACUGAUCUAAAAAUGAGAUGGGUAUGGAGGAGGGCGGGGGGGAGGGGGGUGGUUGAGGCCAUAGAAUCUUCAGUAGCGAGAUAGAGAGAUAGAGAGAUAUGCACAACAAUGCAAUAUGACCAAGUUUACAGGGAGUUUAUAAGAAUUUGUUACAUACUUUUCGAAGUUUUCCUUGCUUUAUUUUUGCUUCUAUAUUGUUUAAAAGUAUUUCCUUGCUGGUUUACAAAAUAAUUGUCAAGUGGUGCAUGUCACUUUAACACACCUCAGACAUUAUUAUUAAUAUUAUUGUCAUUAUCAUUUAUUUAUAUACAUUAGGAAUUUCUUUCUGGAACUUCUUGGUUACACCUGUCAAUAUUCCCACAAUAUGUAGUCAAAGGGUGCAAGUCCUACAGUCAACAGAGAGCUAGAAGCUCUCUAUUUAAGCUAAGCCUGGCAGUGCAAGGCUUAGCUCAUUGGCUCAGUCCAAGAGCCAGCCAGGUAGAUGAGGUUUUUAAGUGGAAAGGCAGUGCAGGAAUUCAAUAUCAGAAAAUUCAAUAGAGGAGCAGACUAGACUAUGUAACUAGAAAUAAGAGUAAUUUAUGGAAAACCUACAGGAGAACGGUUAUUCAUUUACCAUUAAUAAAAUAGGAAACAUUUAGUAGAUCAUUUUAAAGAAAAAGAGCAACAUUUGAACUAUAUAUAAAUUAUUCCUUUGUAACUUUUUCAGAAAAUUAGGCACUUUGUGAUAGAUUUCACUACUUUUAUAUUAACACACUAAACAUAUAUGAUGCAAUAAAAAAAAUAUGUAUAUAUUUUUAAAAUAUUUUAAAACAUUCGUAAUUCUCAUGUCAGUUUUCCAACCUCUCUAGUUUAAUAACUCUGAUCGGUAAGUGUAAAAAAAUAGUUAAUUUCUAGAAUUUUUCCAGUUUGGCUAUAUCUAGCUAAAAAUUAACAGCUCUUCAAUUUGUCAAUAAUUCCUUUUUCGGUAAUUAAUUUAAUUCUUCAUGGGCAGCAUAUAAUAUUACAAAUAGUGAUGUCCCGGACGGUUCGCUGGCGAAUAGUUCCUGGCGAACAUCGCUUGUUCGCGUUCGCCAUGGAUGGCGAACAUAUGCGCUGUUCCGUCCGCCCCCUAUUCGUCAUCAUUGAGUAAACUUUGACCCUGUACCUCGAGUCAGCAGACACAUUCCAGCCAAUCAGCAGCAGACCCUCCCACCUCCUGGACAGCAUCCAUUUUACAUUCAUUGUGAAGCUGCAUUCUUAGUGAGAGGAGGGACAGUGUAGCUGCUGCUGAUUUGAUAGGGAAAUUGAUAGCUAGGCUAGUGUAUUCAGUGUCCACUACAGUCCUGAAGGACUCAUCUGAUCUCUCUGACCUCACUACCCCCACACCCUCAGCCUCACUACCCACCCAGCCUCACUACCCCCCACACCACCCUCAGCCUCACCCCCAGCCUCACUACCCCCCACACCACCCUCAGCCUCACUAGCCCCACACCCUCAGCCUCACUACCCCCCACACCCCUCAGCAUCACCACCCCCAGCCUCACUACCCCCACCACCCCAGCCACUCACCCCCACCUCACCUCACCCCCAGCCUCACUACCCCCACACCACCCCCAGCCUCACUACCCCCACACCCCUCAGCCUCACUACCACCCCACCACCCCCCAGCCUCACACCCCACACCACUCUCAGCCUCACCACCCCAGCCUCACCCCCCCACACCACCCUCAGCCUUACUAGCCCCCACCACCCUCAGCCUCCCACCACCACCCUCAACCUCAUCCCCCACCACCCUCAGCCUCAUCCCCCACCAUCAGCCCUCACUCUCACAUUACCAUCACCCCCCACACCAUCACCUCCCUGUCACCAUCACCUCCCUGUCACCAUCACCCGCCUCUCACCAUCACCCGCCUCUCCUUCUCACCAUCACCCCCACCAUACACACAACACACUUCAAGCAGCUACCCCAUACACAUAGGGUCUCAGACAAAAACCCAAACAUGCUCACAGAGACAUACAUUCACACACAAGGAUACUCUCUGUCAGACACACUCUCAGGCACAUACACAGGUAAACUGUGCAUCAAUGUGUAUAUGUGACACUUUUUUUGUUAGUGGGGCCUCAUGUUUGAGUUUCGCCUAAGGCCUCAUAAAGUCUAGAGCCGCCUCUGGGUGUCACAAUAGCUUGCAUUUAAAAAAAACAAAACUUUUUGGACUGUAAUAUAAUAGCAGUCAGUUUCCUUCACAAGUGUGCGUUUCAGGGUCUGCCCAGUGCCACCACUCACUCACUGGUGUCCCAAUAGUUUGCAUUUAAAAAAAACAAAACUUUUUGGACUGUAAUAUAAUAGCAGUCAGUUUCCUUCAUGAGUGUGCAUUUCAGGGCCUGCCCAGUGCCACCACUCACUCACUGGUGUCCCAAUAGCUUGCAUUUAAUAAAAACAAAAACGUUUUGGACUGUAAUAUAAUAGCAGUCAAUUUCCUUCACGAGUGUGCGUUUCAGGGACUGCCCAGUGCCACCACUCACUCACUGGUGUCACAAUAGCUUGCAUUUAAAAAAAACAAAACUUUUUGGACUGUAAUAUAAUAGCAGUCAGUUUCCUUCACGCGUGUGCGUUUCAGGGCCUGCCAGGGCACAGUGUCACACCAGUGCAACUCAUAUCUGGUAUAACAGUAGUGUACAUUUUAAAAACAAUAUACAAUUUUGACUGUAAUAGAUUGAAUAGCAGUUAGUUGUCUGCCAGCGUGUGUGUCAGGCUCACAGCGUAUACUGUGCCCACUUGCCCAGUGCCACCACUCAUAUCCGGUGUCACAAUAGCUUGCAUUUAACAAAAAAAAAACUUUUUGGACUGUAAUAUAAUAGCAGUCAGUUUCCUUCACACGUGUGCAUUUCAGGGCCUGCCAGGGCACAGUGUCACACUAGUGCAACUCAUAUCUGGUGUAACAGUAGUGUACAUUUAAGUAGUGUACAUUUGUCAGGCUCACAGUGUAUACUGUGCCCACUUGCCCAGUGCUACCACUCAUAUCCGGUGUCACAAUAGCUUGCAUUUAACAAAAAAACAACUUUUUGGACUGUAAUAUAAUAGCAGUCAGUUUCCUUCACACGUGUGCGUUUCAGGGCCUGCCAGGGCACAGUGUCACACCAGUGCAACUCAUAUCUGGUAUAACAGUAGUGUACAUUUUAAAAACAAUAUACAAUUUUGACUGUAAUAGAUUGAAUAGCAGUUAGUUGUCUGCCAGCGUGUGUGUCAGGCUCACAGCGUAUACUGUGCCCACUUGCCCAGUGCCACCACUCAUAUCCGGUGUCACAAUAGCUUGCAUUUAACAAAAAAAAAACUUUUUGGACUGUAAUAUAAUAGCAGUCAGUUUCCUUCACACGUGUGCAUUUCAGGGCCUGCCAGGGCACAGUGUCACACUAGUGCAACUCAUAUCUGGUGUAACAGUAGUGUACAUUUAAGUAGUGUACAUUUGUCAGGCUCACAGUGUAUACUGUGCCCACUUGCCCAGUGCCACCACUCAUAUCCGGUGUCACAAUAGCUUGCAUUUAACAAAAAAACAACUUUUUGGACUGUAAUAUAAUAGCAGUCAGUUUCCUUCACACGUGUGCGUUUCAGGGCCUGCCAGGGCACAGUGUCACACCAGUGCAACUCAUAUCUGGUGUAACAGUAGUGUACAUUUAAAAAAAAUAUUUUUUUUUGACUGUAAUAGAUUGAAUAGCAGUUAGUUGUCUGCAAGCGUGUGUGUCAGGCCUACAGCAUCUACCCCCGCAGGGGCCGUCGUGGUUGUGAUGCUGUGAUUCCCUUUGGCCCUAGAAUAAUGCCCAGUGUUCAGAGGCCACGUACCCUGAACUCGAAAAGUUCUGAGGACAUAGUUGACUGGCUAACACAGGACACCCAAUCUUCUACAGCUUCCACUCGGAACCUUGACGCACCUUGGCUUUUCCCUGGUUAUUCUGAAUUCUGGUUUCCCUGACUUGGCUUGUGUAAACGGUAUUGUGUAUUUUCUGGCUUCCUUGACCUCGGCUUUCCCUUUGACCAUUCUCUGUCUCUAGCGUAUUAGUCCGGCUAUUCUAAGGUCCGGUUUACACUCUGUCCUUUUAUUUUCCUUUUCUUGCCUAUGUAUAUGUUUACAUAGUUUCUGCGUGCUGGACCACACUAGUAGUCGUGACAUUGGGAUUAAACUGAUAAGAAUUGUACUACUUAACACACCACUUCUAUCUGGUGGCACAUUAGAUUGCACGCGCAGUGCCCCAAAUUUGAAGUAGGUGGACCGACUAAGAAUCUUUUUCCAUCUCCCGGUUCCUAAAAUCGAUGUCAUAUACACGUCCCCUGAUAGGGGACGUAACAGGGAUUAAACUGAUAGGAAUAGUACUACUUAACACACCUUAUAAUAACGCAGAUAGAGGCAACGCAGAGAGAGGAGUCUGAAGAAGAGGAGUCAGAGGAGGAAGGUGGCUUUGAGGAGGUGGAAGACCAAACACAGCAGGCGUCCCAGGGGGCUUGUUGUCACCUUUUCGGGGACCCUUGGUGUUGUACGUGGCUGGGUGGAGGAAGAGACCUUCAAUGACAUCAGUGAGGACAAGGAACGGGACAUGGCUAGCUUGGUAUCCAACCUUGUGCAAAUGGGGAGUUUGCGGUUGUGCAAAUGGACUGUUUGCGGCGGUUGUUUGCGGUGCGUUAAACGGGGAGUUUGGUCUGUCACUGUGAAGCGGGCGUAACCCUUACACUACCUGAUCGAUACAACAUCAUACCUGAUGUUUUAAAGCACGUUAUUCCAAACAAUUUAGGAAUGUUAGGUGAUUUAUGCCCUUUAUGGAUUAAAACCAGACUCUGCAUCAACUAUGUAAUUUUCCAUGGGAGUUUUGCCAUGUAUCCCCCUCCGGCAUGCCACAGUCCAGGUGUUAGUCCCCGUGAAACAACUUUUCCAUCACUGUUGUGGCCAGAAAGAGUCCCUGUGGGUUUUAAAAUCCGCCUGCCUAUUGAAGUCUAUGGCGGUUCGCCCGGUUCGCCCGUUCACGAACAUUUGCGGACGUUCGCAUUCGCGAACCAAAAAUUUUAUGUUCGCGACAUCACUAAUCACAAAUAAUAUUUUUUUUGCCUUAAAAUUUUACAAGCAUACAAAAUAUUCUUUAGAUAUACACCGUUCGUCUAUUAACAUGUUUACUAGUUUGGUUUUUUUAUGUAGCAGUCCUUUUUUCAGUCCUAAUGUUGCAUUUAUUUGUAGAUACAUUAAAUGCGAUAUGUGCUUAUUCCUGCAAAACUAAUGAUGCACGACACUAAUGUUCUAGGUUAUCACAAGAAUAAAAAGUGUAUUAAAAUAUUUGCCUUUAUUUUAAUUUGCAAUAUUGCAUGGUAAUAGAUGUAAAAAUGGUAAUAGAUUGAUAUAUAAUUUGAGGUUUAUUAGCUAAAUACUAAAUUGUAGAGAAUUUACCAAUAAAUUACAUCUUAAGUGUAGUCACAUCGUGGGUAUUUUGGCCAACUUGUUGCAAUCCGGUUUUCAAAUCACUAGAAUUUGAUAUUUAGUUGUUAAACCCCUGUGUGUUUUUUAGGAAAUUCCUCUCUCCUGCACGCAGUUAUUUAUUGUUGUUUGGUAGUAUCGCACUUUAACCACCCACGUCCAGAUUCCUUUGCAUACUUGUAUAUCGGGAUGAUACUGUUUAUGAAAAUCGCCAGGACUGCCAGAUUCUAGUGUCUUUUAUCUCACAGACAUGCCUUUACAUGUCUUGAAGCGCAAGUAGAGAAAUAUACAACAAGGGUAGGGAACGGAUCAACACAACAUUAAAUUAAAUUAAAUGUUAAAUUGUCACCCACUUUCCCCUGUACGGUAUAGAAUAGGUUUCCAUUGAUGAUACCAAAUUAUAAAAUUAUAAUAACUGUUAUAUGUUUGGUGUGCAAUCUAUAGUUUAAUAAAGAGAAUUCAAUUUCAUGAAAAAAAACUAAAUUGGAUAUGCUGAACGUUAUACCAGAGAUAUAGUUUUAUAGUUCAUUGGCUUUCCAGUAAUCCUAGGUCUCCACAAAAAAAAAAGAAUUUUCCUGCCAACUUAAAGGAAAAUAUGCAAGUCAAAAGGGUACUUGUCAAUGCGUGCGUACACAGUAUAUCAGAGUACAAGCACUUUUCCGGAAAAUUUAUGGUAAAUUGUUGACAAAGCAUGUCAUGAUUGUCUAUUUUUUAGUAAAAAAAGAACUGAAUUGAUUAACGGAAUGUAUUUGUUUGGAAGUGUAUCUAUGGUAUGUUUUUAGAUUAACAUAAUGUCCUUUCCGCAGGUACAUCGGAGCACUGGGAGCAAGGGUGAUCUGUAAUAACAUCCCAGGAUUGGUUAACAAGCAGAAACAGCUGUGUCAAAAGCACCCUGACAUCAUGCAAGCUAUUGGCGAGGGGGCAAAGGAGUGGAUCAAGGAGUGUCAGCAUCAAUUCAGGCAUUAUCGUUGGAACUGCAGCACUCUGGACAGAGACCAAACAGUCUUUGGGAGAGUCAUGUUAAGAAGUAUGUUCUCUUGUCUAAAACUAUUAUUGAAAGGAACUUGUAUGAAAGCCAACCUUGAUUGACAGCUCUUGUAUUGCUUGCUUCUGUUACAAUUUAGGGCUAGGUUAUAUUAUAUUCUAAAAGGAUAUUGCUGGUAAUUGAAUAGCAUUUUUUUCCUUGGUUAUCAAAGGGAAACAUUAUAUUCAGUAGACUUGAACACAGCAGAAAUAUUAGCUGUAGCCAAAUCAAGUUGUCCAAAGAAAAAUUCAAUUGGGUGGACCAUAAUUCAUCCAUGUGGCGUUUUGACUCAGACAGUUUUGGUCCAUGCAAUCAUUUCAGGAAAAAUGAUUUAGAUCACUUGAAAGGGCACGAAAAUGGGCAAUCACUGUACUCCAAUGUAUAUAUUACAUAUAAAACAGUUUAUUGAUAGGUACAUUUUCCCACGACUUGGUUCACAGCUCAAGUAGGAAGAAGUAACCAAUAGAGGGAAAAUAGGAGGAGCAUUAAAAAAAUAUAUUUAUAUAUUAUAUAUUUUAAAUAUACAUAUUUUUACUGAUACUGCUUUUUUUCUCUGUAUUGGUCACUUCUCACUUGAUAUGUUAAUAAAAUCAACCGUUACUGCCUGUCCCCUAACCGUCAAUCAUCUUUUUUCUCAUCAAUCAUCUACUUUUUUGGCACCGCCACGGCCAGAAUAGAGGAAUCAAGUGAAACUGCUUGUCCAUUGCCCAUAAUGUUUGUUUUGUGAUACAGACGUAUGGCACUGCGGAGUUAUGUAAUUUGGAUCACCAGCUGACUGCUCCAACAUUUGGUCAAAUUGCAAUUCAUUCGAAACUGAUUGCAUAAGCCUAACAGUCACUUACAAUGUUUGUGUAUCACUUUAAAUAGAAUACAGGGCAUAGUUAUUAUUAUUAUUAUUAUUGCCAUUUAUAUAGCACCAACAGAUUCCGUAGCGCUUUACAAUAUUAUAAGAAGGGGGAUUUAACUAUAAAUAGGACAAUUACAAGAAAACUUACAGGAAUGAGAGGUUGAAGAGGAUCCUACUCAAACGAGCUUACAGUCUAUAGGAGGUGGGGUAUAAGACACGUUAAGACAGGAAAUAGCAAUCAAAUAGGGUGGGAGUGAAGCAGGGCUGGAGGAGAGGGUAGAGAGAGCAAGAGACAGGUAUGUAAGGUAAAGGUUACUCUGGGAGGCCAUAAGCUUUCCUGAAGAGAUGGGUUUUAAGGCUCUUCUUAAAUGAUUGAAGACUAGGGGAGAGUCUGAUGGUGGUAGGCAGGCUAUUCCAUAGGAAAGGAGCCACCCGCAAGAGGUCCUGCAAGCGCGAGUUGGCUCUACGGGUGCGAGCAGCGGUCAGGAGGUGGUCACGGGCAGAGCGGAGCGAACGAGGAGGGGCAUACCUAUGGAUCAUUGAGAGGGGCUAGAUUGUCUGAUUAAUGUUCAAAUGAUCCCUGCAUAUAUAGUUUGCAUAACAGCAUUUUCCCUUGUAGACUGAACAUACUCAAAUGGGCAUUUAUGCGUUUUCUGAGAACUGACCAACUCUUGUAAAAAAGUCAGAGUAUGAUAUCAGCAGACACAGCCACGUUGCAUGGUAUAAUAAUACGGUACUAAAUACUUUUUAAAAGCAAGACUUCAUUUUUUUUUAAAAAAGUAAGCAUAAGGCUUAAAUAUUGAUUUUAACUGGAAUGUAAUAUAUAUGGAUUCAAUUAAAUAUAUGCUAUUUACCAGCUUGAAAAAUAAUUGUCUCUAAAGUUACAGACUCUGUUGGCAUGUGUCAUCAUAGGUGGCAAGGAGAUACUUUGCACUAUUGGGCCUUUAGGAGAGGUCUCCAAUCACCAUUAUUGAAUUACAAGAAAUUUAAUUUCUGAUUUUUUUACAUUAAAGGACCACUAUAGUGCCAGGAAAACAUACGUGUUUUCCUGGCACUAUAGUGCCCUGAGUAUGCCCCCACCCUCAGGGUCCCACUCCCGUGGUGCUGAAGGGAGAGGAAGGGGUUAAUCCCUUACCUUUUUCCAGCACCGGGCUGCGCGCGCAUUCAGCCAGUCUCAUUGGAAAGCAUUAUCAAUGCUUUCCUAUGGACGCUGGCGUCUUCUCACUGUGAAAAUCACAGUGAGAAGCACGGAAGCCCUCUAGCGGCUGUCAAUGAGACAGCCACUAGAGGCUGGAUUAACAAUUUCUUUGAAACUGCUAUGUUUACAGCAAAAAGGGUUAAACCUAGCUGGACCUGGCACUCAGACCACUUCAUUGAGCUGAAGUGGUCUGGGUGCCUAUAGUGGUCCUUUAAGCUGUCACAUUUUCAGCAAAAACAUGUCCCGUAUAUAUUUUUUUUUUAUAAAUGUAUUUUUAUUCAUGAGAAAGUUCUCUCUAUUUUAUUUAUUUUUUGUUAAGAUCACAGUGUGAGGCAGCAAAGUAGAUUAUGAAACUUGCAUGUAAAUACAUGAAAAACCAUGAGAGGGACACACAGGGAAACUCGCAGGUUUCCAAAAGAAGAAAUAAGCAUUAGAGGAGCGCAUGUCUCAGAUCAAGUGCAGUUCUGCUCACGUAUAGUGACAUGUUUGUUUAAUACACAGGUGAACAUAAACCAUCAACAAGAACAGGGAAAAUCAGCGUAAAUACCAGCAGUCCUUUGUAUUUCAAUCUGGAAGUUUGUCUCGAGAGCCGGCCAUUAAACAUGUAGAAAAUCUGUAUUAAAUGGCAUAUACUUGGAUCAAAAUUAAGUAUUACAUGGACUAAAAUUUUUUGUAGAAUGGCCAUCAAAUCUAUUAUGUAUCUAUUAUGUAUUUAGGGGGCAAACAGAGCAAACCCCCUCAAUAUAUCUCCUUGGAAACAGUAGUGAAGCAGUAGUAAUGAUAUUAAUGUGGGACCUCCAUAAUGGUAAGCCAUAGUUCAGUGAUUUAAUUCCUGCUGCCUACAUCCUGGGAGGUAGAGCUGUCAUCCAUCAUUCUGCUUCCUGAAGUCUUUCCACGUAACAUGCGUGACAGCCAGAAACAUACGUAUGACUGAAAAAGUCUUCGCCCAGUCAUUUUGCUGCAGCUAAGGUAGCCUAGCUAAAUAGUGAGAGCAUAUUAAAGUACAAGAUUAUCCAUUUUAUUAUACACUUUCAUAAUACCCAGGCUGUUCAUCUGUUAUAUUCAUGCCACAUCCAAAAAUAUUUUUUUAAAUAAAAUAUACAAAGGAGAUAUACUAUGGGCACAAUGUCUAUAUAGUAUCGCCGGUUCACUCGCUUGCUCUCCUCACUUUGAAACUGAAACUAUAUUGCAAACAUGUAGUUCGUCCUUGCUCCCAUAUACUGCAACUUGUGUUUUAUACUGUAACGGUGUAUAUAUGCUACUAUGCCCCUUUACACUCUCCCUCCCCUUAUUCCUUUCUCUAGCCUAACAAACUUUAAAAAUAAAUAAAAAAAAGAAAUUGAAAAAAAAAAAAUCAUUAUGUAUCACCUCUUAGCUAUUACUAUCUAUGAUUUAUUAUUAUCUUUACUGAGUUCUUAAUAUCUCAGAAUACUGUUGCUAAAAUUAACAUUUAACCAAACCAUAUUAGAUAUCCAUCUGAUAUCUAGUUAGUUGUAUGUGUUUGUGUAUAUGUGUCUUUUGUUUGUGAUUUUACUGUUUGUGAUUUUACUAUGCUUUUCUUAUGGCUUUUACUGCUGUUUAACUAUUUUAUAGAAUAUGUAGGUGCUUUAAAAAUACAUUAAAAGGAAUAAAUGAUACCCGAUGCAUAAAAUUAGACAUCUGCACACAUCAGUCUAUCAUGCUUGUAACCGAGCACUACGCCGCUGUAUCUCCUUAUAAAAGUGACUUGUUGUAUAAAUGAACCAAGUGGUUAUUGGAGAUUAGUAUCGUGCAAAGAAGCUGAUUGUGUUGAAGAUACCUAAACCCCAAAGAGAAUUGUCUAAACAGUAACUGGAUAUGUAAACAUUUAGAGAGAUGUCUGAGCAGGGCAUCAGGUAUUUGGAUAGUGUGGAAUCUGUGUGAAAAAAAUAUGUAGGACCUUCAAACCCAGACACAGGAUUGUAGGGGUUGGACGGUACUUAUUGCAAUCUGAAAUAAACAGUCCUCUUAGUAGAAAAUAAGGUAAUUUAGUUCAAAUGUUAGAAAACAAGCACAGAAUGGUUAGUUUACUCAGUAAUGCAGUAAUUCUAUACAGACUUGAAACAAAAAUUCUAUGUAAGUGCAAUUUGUAAUUUUCAAGGCAUAUGAUUCUAAGGGUUCUAUAAAGAAGUAACAUAUUAUAACGCCUAAGGGCUAUCAGUGGCACAUGCCACUAUGAUGACAUCACUCUCGUCUUUUUCGAUGCCCCCCCAUGUUCUGAUUCACCAUAUCAUAUAGCUCACAUGGGAACAGUGACAGUGCUCUGUGUUGAUGUGAAACAUGUAAAGAUCGUCCACUAAGUAUGUACCAAAAUGAUACAUGGAGCAAAGUCACUAAUUAAGAAACUAUUAUAAAAAUUAAUAGUGAUUAGUAAUAUUAGAAUGCUCACACAUCUUAUUAGAGGACCAUUAAAGGCACCCAGACCACACAAUCUCAUUGUCUCAUUGAAGUGGUCUGGGUGCUUUGGACCUGUAGUUUUAACCCUGCAAUGCAAGACAUUGUAAUUUUUGUAUAAGCUGUAAUGUUUACAUUUCAUGGUUAAAUACAUCUCUAGUGGCCACAAGAACUGUCUUCCAUUGCAACAACCAAGUUUUACUUGGUCAUGUGACCAAAUGCACCUAAUAGGAGAAGCAUUUGAUUGAAUGAACGCACGGUGCUCGCCAGCAUGCGCAUCAGUCCCCAAUACUCCUUUAUGAAGAGCUUUAAAUUGGACUAAUGCCUGGUUAUGACACCUCUUCGAUGACACCGCGGGAGGCACAGCGGCAGCAUCACACAGGGAGGCUCAACACUGGCAAAGAGAAAGCUAUACAUUUAAUAAACAGAUACUUAUCUAAAUAGCUACAGCGUCACUAUAGUGUUAGGAAUACUGGUUUGUUGGCUGUCAAUCAGACAUCAGGUUAUGUUACAUCUUUGGAUGGCUUAGUGGAGCCAAACUCAAGAGUCAGCAAUGUCUAGAGUACCUGCCUUGCAAAGACUUCUCUUUGAGCUGCAUUGGAAAGUCUGUGAUUGAACAGAUACAGAAAGUCUUGGCGGGGUUAGACGGGGAAGGCUUGCAAAGGCUGCAGACAAGAGAUCUGCAGCUUUUGCAGCUGUUUUUAGAUUUACCCCAAUGAAAAAAUGCAUCCUUAAAUCUAUACUUGUUUUCAUUGUGGGUAUAUCUACUAAACAAUGAUACUACGUUUUGAUGGAUUUUACUAGGGACGCUUAGAAGGAAUGCAAGGGGGCAUAAUUUUGGUAAGCAGAUAGCUCCCUAUCUAAUCCUUGGAGAUUGCUUUAUGCAGAAAAGAAUUUGAGAAAAUAGCUGCUUGGAAAUAGUGUUCCAGUUUUAUAGGUCUUGUCAACAGGGCUCCCCUAUGUUUUAUGUACCAAUAAAUCCUUUGUCAAUGAGUGAUGUCUUGGGAAAGUUUACUUAACCUGAUGCAGUUGUAUAUGACAAAACAUUAAAUAACAUAAGGAGUACAUUGUUUUAAUGCGCUCUGUCUGAAAUAUAUAAUCUGUAGUCAUGACAGGUAGCAAAGGGAGCUUGGAAGCUAUUCUGAUUUGCCUUGGACCCACGUGCAUUUUUCAUUUAUAGAUAUUUCACAAGAACUGAAAACCAUUAAUAAAUGAAAAUAUAGCAUCAAAUACCUGCUAUCAAUUCCAGGAGGGUUUUUUUUUAUUCUGCUGGAUUUAUGGUGGGUUGAGAUCCCUGAGUCCUAAAGAUCUUCACUGCUAGAAGAUAAAAGCCAAUCAGUUGAAUGAAUCAUCCCCAGAGGAGAUAUGAGGAGGCUGUGCAGCUGUGUUUCAUUGUUUAACAAUACUAAACAUGAACGCAUAUUUUCAUAUUACUUAAAAUACUUCUAUCUAAUAAAUAAGCCAUGCCAUGGCUCCGAUAGCAUCAUGCUUCAACAUGCAAUUACUAGUGUUAAUUCUCGAGCUCCCAAAUUUCUUCCUUUGAUGUAAGCUCUUGAGGACCUGCAUGUUGUUACUGUGAACCCCAUACAAUAACUUGGUACGUGUGGUUUGCACCCUUUGGAGAGCUUUAAUUCACUAAGUCAAAAAGGAUAACAUGACUUUUAGAACUUUGGAUAAAAGGCUCACCAAUUCUUUCAAGCACUCAAUUAGGUCUCUUAGAUUUUCCAAUGAGUUAAAAUAUAUAUUUUUUCCUUUUACUCAUUUUACCAUUUUCUGUUAUGAUUGUUCUUAUUCCUGUUGACUAUUACAGGUAAAAAAAAUAAUAUUAUUAUUAUGUUUUAUUUGUGUGUAACUAAUUACUGGAAAAUAAUUGGGUACAGGUAUUCAGACUGAGAGACUAGAUCAGUCACUUUAAAAAAAAUAAAUAUCAAUAAUUUGUUUAAUCAGAUUUCACAUUCAAUGUUAUAUCAAUCUAUGGAACUUUAUAAAGAUCUCUUACACCAAUAUUAUGCAUAGAAACAAACUAAUGACUUGUAUACACUUAAUUUCAUAGGUAGCCGAGAAACAGCCUUUGUCUAUGCUAUUUCAUAUGCUGGAGUGGUUUAUGCUAUUACCCGAGCCUGUAGCCAAGGGGAACUUAAGUCUUGCAGUUGUGAUCCUAAGAAACGGGGACGUUACAAGGACGAAAGAGGGGAGUUUGACUGGGGAGGCUGCAGUGACAAUAUUGACUUUGGGAUUGAAUUUGCCAAAGAUUUUGUGGACGCCGAAGAAAGGAAAGUUAAAGAUGCAAGGGCCUUAAUGAACCUUCACAACAAUCGGUGUGGAAGAAUGGUAAGUCACCUUGGUUUAGAUAUAGAGAAAUUAGACAAGAUGUGUUAUCAAUUAAAGAGAUCAGGGGUCUACAGCAAAGAGAAGAUAGUACCCUCCAAAACUCUUGAUUGGGCUACGUUUCUGCUUAGUUGAUAUAUAAAAGAGUUGGAUAUAAUGCUAGUGUUUUCCAACCAAUGAUAAAAACAAAACAGAAAUUAGACCAAAAUAAUAAAAUCUCCAGACCUGUCAAUUUGUUUGUACAUUAUUAUUAGUACCAGAGCUAAACUAUGUUCAAUGUGUUGCACACAUGCGGCACUCAGACAGUUAAUACUUUUGGGACAGAACACACUAGAGAAGAAGACAGCACGUAUUUAGUGCAAUAAAUAUACUUCCACACUAGAAAAAGUAUAUUCCUCUAAAAUACAGAAAUUAAAUAGUUAUGAUUUCAGUGGGAGUCAUGAGAUAACAUCUAAAGUGGAAGAGAGAGUUGUGGGAGGCAUUUAUCUGCCAGAUUUUCUUCGCCCAUAUUGUAGCAUCAACUUUAAAUGGCAUAUUUGGAAUUCUUGUCUAUUCUUUAUUUAUUAAGUGUAGAAUAGGUUCCUCGUUCCUAAUUUCAUUUGUUGUAUGUAAUGGUUCUUUAGAGGCCUGUUUGUUUUACUGUGGUAUUAGAAAAGGAUAGAAAGAGCGGGAGAUGAGCUGUUUUGCUGAGAAUUAUUAAGGUAUUUUGGGAAGGACUGCUCAACAGAGGUUGUGAACAUGUGAUAUAUUGUUUAAAACAGUUCCUUUAUCUUAUGAGUGCCUGACACACGCUAAUCCCUGUGUGCUGUUAAGUAUGCCAGCUAAUCUGAUAUCUUUUUUCCUUUAUUUUAGGCAGUUAAACGUUUUAUGAAGCUUGAAUGUAAGUGCCAUGGGGUCAGUGGGUCAUGUACAUUAAGGACUUGUUGGCGUGCUAUGUCAGACUUCCGAAAAACAGGGGACUAUCUCAGAAGAAAAUAUAAUGGUGCAAUCCAGGUUACCAUGAAUCAAGAUGGCAGUGGUUUCACAGUGGCCAAUCAGAACUUCAGAAAACCCACCAAAAAGGACUUAGUCUAUUUCGAAAACUCCCCUGAUUAUUGUGUGAUGGACAAGUCUGCAGGUAAAAUCUAUUUAUCUUCUCUGAGGGAUGAGUUGAGUGAAAUGUUGUGAAAACCACUAGCUAAAUUCUGCUGCAGGAGGGAGAUAAUUAUUUUCAAAACUCAGCACCUUGUUUGAUCUUUUGUCAGUCAAAAUAUACAGUACUUAGACACUUCCUUUCUUGUUUGGAACUCGUCAGUUCCUAAAGAUUUAAAAUAACAGCCAAAACAGCUUAGAUUCAACAGAUCAGUAUUGUUUAAAAUACAUAUACAUUAUGGAUUUAUCUUUUAACACAUUGUAACUAACUCAGGUCACAAUUUAACAACUAGUAUAUCAUUUAAAGCAGAGGAAUUACAUUAUUUUUUAUUUAAAACAGUUAAAACGUAUAUAAAUUAUUCUAAACCAUAAGGAAAUGUUUUUUGUUUUGUUUUUCAUUUAGCAAAUUUGUGCAAACUUUUUAAAGUUAGUUGGUACUGAUCAUUUAGCAGAAUAAAAAGUAACUAAGAAGGUCAAAUCAGAUUGCUAUUUUGGCACCAGAAGUCACUUUACUUCAAAUAAAAUGAGCAGAAAUGACCUAUCGCUUGGGUUGCAAAUGUUUACCGUGAGGGUAAAAAAUUUAGUAGACUAAAAAGAGAAUUGCUCGAAAUUAAACAUUAAUUCACAUGUAAUUUUAAGGGCAAAAUAGCCAAGCUGAAAACAGAAUCAAUUUGGAGAAUUUUUCAAUUUUAGCUAUUUUGGCCUAACGUUUGAAGUCUACUUCGAAUACUUUGAAUUCCUCUCAAAUUUCACUUCAGAGGAUAAACCUGAGUAUGCUACUAUAUAUGUUACAAUGUAAUUAUUUAUAAAUUGAGUGGAGCUUUUGAGCUUCUAAAAACUGCUAAAUAUAUUCACGGACAAUCUCCUACAUACAAAAACUCAGCCUCACGCAUAAAUACAUAUGCUCACUCAGUCUCUAAAAUCGACACAUGAAGUGGUCUGGGUCCAGUGGCUUUGCCAUUUUAACCAUGCAACGUAUUACAUGGGAAAAACUGUAAUGUUUACAUUGCAAGGUUAAAUACACCUCUCCAGUGUCUGUCUUGCUGAAAGCCACUAGAGGCGCUCCCUCAUCCUGAACCGAGUAAAACUUGGUCCUGAAGUCAAAUGCUGCUGAUAGCAGCACUUGAUUGGAGGAAUGCAUCGUUUUGCCAUGCGUGCGUAUCUCCAAUCCAUUGCUCCAGCAGUGGAUUGCCUGGAAAUGAGGUAAGUAAUCCUUCUUUAACUUCUUUUUUUUUUUUUUUAUACCAAAGGUGGGUGGACAGAAGGGAACCUAUAGUCCCAGAAAAAUGUUAUUUUCAAGACUGUACGAUCCAUUGAAAUAUGAUAUUGUGAUAUGCUAAAACAUAUGUAAUUUCAUUACAUUUCUCUUUUUUGUUUUACAAGUCAAUAUUAACAAAGCAUUGCUUUUAAUUUAUAAAGAAAUGAGAAUUAUGUUUAGGGAACCUUGUUAUCCAUGUUUAUAGUCAUUUCAAGAUACUGGCCUUUGCAUCAGGCUGCUCAUUGGAAGAGGGAAUAUUUUGAGAGGUGAUGAGUGCCUACAGACUUGUCAAGGUGGUCUAUCUCAGGGGUGCCCAAAAGGUAAAUAUCCAGAUGUUGUAAAACUACAGCUCCCAUGAUGCUUUUGUCAUCAUGGGAGUUGUACUUCUACAACAUCUGGAGAUCUACUUUUUGGGAACCCCUGGUCUACCUGUUCAGCUCAUUUUCUUUACUGUUUAAACUAGGUGGAAAAAACAAACUACAUUUUAGUUUGAUCCAUGUUUGCAUGUUUUGAAUAAAAUAGAACUGUAAUUUCUCUUCCUGUAAAAUAACACAUUUUCAUAAGUUCAAAGGGGGAGGUCAGGUUGGUUAAAGGGGCAUUCUAAGCACCAUAACCACUUUAUCCCUUGCACAAGCUCAGCCAAGUAGUGUGAAAAGAUACAGAAAAGUGAUAUUGUUAAAGUAGAAUGAAAAGUACUGUAGUUGCUGGAGGGUCCCGGGUGAAUGUCAAAUCAUGCAAAUAUGGUUUGACUCCUUUUCAUGGAAAGGCAAGGAGUCAUGGGGGCGCCAUACCACUGUAGCAGACUGUAGCGUUUAUAGAGUGUAGAAUGUCCCUUUAAAUAAAGUAUGCUCCUAAACACUCCUCUAUAAAGUAAAAAAAAAACCUUUGACUUCAUACUUAUUUAGAAUAAGAACACAAAAAUAUUAUAUGAGUGCAACAUUAAAUUUCCCUAGUGACAGUAUUAAUUUUUUUCCCUUUACAAAACCGUGUAUAAGCUAAAGGUAUAUCAAUUUUUUUCAUUAAAAACCUGCCCCCCACGGAUUUUCUUGCGUUCCUUAAUCGGUGUGCCUGCACAGUUAAGCAGUUUAAGAAUUUAUUAACACAUUUGCACAUAUAUCUUGCUUCUAGUGCUGAGAAGAUAAUAUUUCUGCUAGUUCCCUUGGCGUUCUCUUUCUGAUUGAAUGCCCGUCCUUUUUAGAUUUUUAGAUAUUAUUUACAUGUUUUUAAUAAUUGUUUUGUGACUCAUCUAUUGUAUAAGGAGAUAUACAUUUGCAGGGAAAAAUAUUUAGGACAGUAUAUUAGUUGGUAUUUUUUGUGUGUGAGGCGUUAGCAAAGGGCAAUAAAUGGGCACUAGAUGGGUUAUCUGAUUGAUUUCCACUGGCUUUUUAUACACAUCAACAGUAAUUUAAAUAGCAUUAGAGUUUGCUAACACUAACGAUUUGAUAGAAAGCUUUGUCACCAAUUUUGCUUGUGUGUGGAUUUGAAUGCUCAGUUUGUAGGACUUUUCAUAGAAUUCUUUAACGCCUAAUCAGGUUCAGAAAAGCAAGACAGGGUCCAUUGGAACUUGGCAAAUUUAAUGUAAAUUGCCUUAGAAACUCUAAGAGACACACGAAGGUGUGAGGCCAUAGUUUGAGGGACUUUGGAGAUGGUUUUGGAUGACCACUCAUUAUCAUACUACCUGCAGAUUUCUCUCAUUAGUAAAUAAUCUCUCUAACCUAUUCCUCAUUAUACAAAACUGUGGAAUCUCGGGAAAUAUGAAAAUAAAUAAUAUCAAUGAUUACUUGUGUAGAGUUGUAAAUGAAACAAUCAAAAAUGUUAUUCUUGCAGGGUUAUCCACUAACCCGUGAGCUAUUGGUAAUCAACCAGGGAAUUUAGAAUUUUAAGGAAAAAUAGCUCUGCUAUAAAAGUGGCAGAACUGAAUAUUUUUUCCAAUCUCGCUAUUUUCUAAGAAAAUUUGAAAUCCCCUGAUCAAUUCAUGAAUAAAUCUGUUUCAUUAAAGCUUGAAGGAUAUACUAAAGCAACAUUAUUUAACCCUGGUCUACGUUUUUUAGGCAGAAAAGAGGUUAAUUUCAGCAAAAACAAAUUUAGGAGAAGAAAUGUUUUGUAUUAUUAAUGCCUUGCUACAUUGCCACCUUGUUACGGAGAUAUGAUUCACUCAAAUAGUUCUCCUUGGUAUACAUCCCCUAGGGUAUGCUACUGAAUCGACUUAAUGGGUCCUUAAUCCUUUCACUCUAACAGUUGCUAGAGGGAGAUGGGCAAGGCCACAGAGAAAGAUCAAAAGGAGUUCAUUAUCAAAGGAAUGUUCUGCCUUUAAACAUGACAUGUAGUCAGAGAGGGGGGGAAAAGUCUUGUGGAUGUCACAUCACAGCUAAGGAGAAUGCUCACAGGCAUGGCCAGAUUACUUAAUAGUGCCAGGAACCAGGAUUUAACCCUUCCACCUGAAGGAAGGCUUGUUAGUGCUCCAGGUAGAAAGAAAGCAAGGGAAAGUCAUACCAAUAAAAGUGAUGAUAAUAAAAAACAAGGUGAUGGUUUUGUCUAUGUUAAAAUUAUCUAAGACAUGUUUGAGGUAACUCUAAAAAGCAUUAACCUUUAAUAAGAUCCAUCACUAACACUUUAUGUGAUCAUUCACAUCUCAAAUCAGGUCUAAAUAAGCACAACGAUGGCAUGACUAACGCUAAUCUGUUACAUAAUAAAGUUCAGUCAACCAAAGGCGGAUUUAGAAUUAUUGAGCUGAACUAAGGCAGAUGUUGUUUCUUCAAUGUGUUAAACGGACAAAAUUAAGGCAAAGUGAAAAAAAUUAUUAGGCAUAUGUUAACAUCUGUAUGGAUCUCUAUGCAAUGAAGAUGCUCGCUGUGUCUAUACAUGAGACAGGAGAUAAUUUCAUGACCUUACGCCAUAGCUGUACCUUCAGGCUUUUUCCCACAUUGCAGAGGGAGACUCAUCUUUCCUCAUCAUCCUGUAGCAAUCUACACCUGCAUGAAGCCACACUUUAGAAUGAAAUUGUGGGUGAUAUCAUAAAACAAAAUAUCUCAAGGGCUUUAGCAAGAGGAUGUUCUAUUACUAUAGAUAGAACAUUGAACUUGGAGGGAGAACAAUUUAGGGUACCAUAUAAAACUUUAUUUUAGCAGAACAUUAGUUGUGGUGUUGUAGUGAUAGACAUGUCCCUUUAUGUAAUCUAUGAAUUGUUGUUUAAAGACCAAUUUAAAUGUAAUUGUUCCUCAUACUAAAUUGCUGUAUAAUGCUGUUUUAACAGGUUCAUUGGGCACUGCCGGCAGGGUAUGUGAUAAGGUCUCUCGGGGAACAGAUGGCUGCGAGGUCAUGUGCUGUGGACGUGGUUAUGACACUACCCGUGUCACUCGUAUCACAAAAUGUGAGUGUAAAUUCCAUUGGUGUUGUGCAGUCCGUUGCAAGGAGUGUGAGGAAACAGUAGAUGUUCAUACGUGUAAGGCACCAAAGAGGGCAGAGUGGCUGGACCAGACUUGAAGCAGCAGAAACUGCCACAUUGGACUAAAAGUCGUGGGCUCCGUGGGAUUCUGGGUGUAAGUGUAGUCUGACUGCAUGGCUUCUUAUUUAAGUAAUUCUGCAAGACACUAAAGACAGGACUACACUUCCCAGGAUGCAGUGCGGACCCUCUGACAAAGGCCAGGAAAGAACCAAACCUUUCUGUAAGAGACAUUUGAAAUAAAUUAAGUGGUUUUCAAAUUAUGGUUCCUGGUCUACUGGUGGCACACCACAGACAUUAAAUUGAAAACUCAAAGCUCUCCUGCAGUGUGUGGCUUUUUUUCUAUCACUAAUGGGGACUAGUCCUUAUAUGCAAGUGCUUUUGAAAGAUAUGCUACAGCUAUACAUAAAUAUAUUGAUGAAAGAACACAAACAAGUAAGCUAUUGUGGCACCUAUUUAUCUGCAACAUCUGAGUCUCAAUAAGGAAAUCAGAGGAACCAUCUGCAAACAAGGAUGAAGAACUUUUUUUCUGUUUACUGAUGUCACCACCCCAAAAGGACAGGUCACCUACUGCUACACAAGAAAACAUCUAAACAACUUGUGCACAUUGUUUUUUUUAUGUUUAUACUUCGUGUCAUUUCAUCUCUUUCAGAAGCAAAAAUAAAUAACCAGAAUGUUAUCUCACUGCUUUUUCUUAUG